This is a messenger RNA of Porites evermanni, 46473 nucleotides long. The record is from the annotation of a GenBank genome assembly. Lineage: Eukaryota; Metazoa; Cnidaria; Anthozoa; Scleractinia; Poritidae.
AUGGAGCAACAUUCGGAUAAGCAGAUACCCUGUGAGGUCCGCAGGUUUGUCCGUGAACGGCAAAAUAUCAUCACAGAUGUGUCAAACCCAAGUGAAUUGAUCGAACCUUUGAGCGACGUAGUCGAGCUUUUUCUGCGAGGGUCUCUGCAACCCGCGAAAGUUCCUCUUGAAAAACGAGCGUUCCUGAAGGCUGAGUUUGUAAACAACCACUUUGUGAGGUUCGCUGAAUGUAUUCUUUCUUCGCCAGUGAUUGGAUUUUACAGUGGUUUCAGCGAAGAACAGAAAAGGGAGCUGUUUGAUGUGUUUUUCCUCCGUGGACCCUCUCACGAUAGUUUACUUGUUUUAGGGGAAGUACUUUCUAAGAAAACCACCAAUCAUAAAAACACUAAAGUGGUAGUCUCCAUCUUAGAGAAGUUUUGCACUGAAGGAAGGUUGGUUGACAUUUUUGUACAGCAAUGCCAGGUGUCUAGGUCUUCGGGAAGUGCGUCUUUAAAAUUCAGUCAAUCUGAAUUUGAAAACAAGUUAUGGAGACAGCUUAUCACCAUAAUGGUUUCCCUUCCUCAGAGAGUGGCAAACAAGAUGAGACAGAAGUGUAGCUCACUGUUUUACCCAGAGCCAUACUUUAAAAUGGUUGCUGAGCAGAUUCUCAAGGCACUAGAAAAACUGCAUGACAACCUGUCAAUGUCAUACGAUUGCUCAUUCAAGUUCCUUGGAGAGGUGAUUGGGAGAGUUUGUAUGGCAGGACAAGCAGAGACUACAUUUGCCAUUUUGUUACCAGCACUGGAGAAGUGGCUGCAGACAAGUCCACUUUGGAAUAGAAUUUGUGCAAGACUAAUUACUGGUGUCCCGGACCACACCAUGGAACAUGUUGCAGAAGGACUUCUCAAGUCAGCUAAGAACCCCAUGUUAAUAGCCAAGUUACUUGGUGACUCAGUUCUCACCAGCUCUAAACUCAAGUACCUGCUUACUACCAAGUUUCUGUUGAUGAGGUUCUAUUCUAACAUCAAUGUACUUCACAACAUUAUUGGAUAUUUAUCAGGUUGUAAGGGCAGGCAUUUGUUAGUGGAAACGCUCCUGAAACUCUUUGAUGUAUGGGCUGAUAAAAGUGCGAUUAAACAUGCAACGUAUGAUCAGCAUUUUUACAUCACUUGUGCUGUUGUUCUUUCGUUCAGUCAUUUGAGUGCAGAAGAGAAGGCAUUGCAAAAGCAUGCUUUACUUACAAAGUUGUUGGUCGGUGUGCAAAGUCAUCUGGACAGCCCCUUGGAAAAGGUACGACGUCUUGGAAUGGUGGUUGCAGAAUGUGUCACGUCUAGUCUUGAACCCAGUGGGGAGAAACUCAAGUUUGAUUAUGCCGAAGAUGAUGACACUAAACUAUUACAUUUGUUAGCAAAAGGCUUGCAGGAGGGGAUGGACAUGGGAAGGGUGAAGACUGGGAAGAGUUGGAAAGAAUGUAAUGGCAAUCCAGAGAAAAACAAAGAAACAGAAACAAAUGGGAUUUCAAAUCCAGAACAUGCCAGUUCUUCCCAAAAGAGUGCCCCUCAGAAUGAUGGUGGUGUCAGUGAUGAUGACAAUGAGUUGUUGCCAUAUGACCUUGAUGAUGAAGAGGAAAGGGAUAGCAACCCCUAUCCUCCUAAGCAUUUACGCGACUGCAUAGAUGGCCUUAUAGCAUCAGAUGAUCCUCCUAAGACAGAAGGGUCCCUUAAAGCCUUACAGAAGCUCAUUAAUGCUGGCUUAGAUGAUCUUCAAGAUGUUAGUGUAGAAUUGGUAAAAUUGCUGCUUCAUCUUCAGGACAAAUACUCCACAGAUAAGUUUUGUGAGCUUCGUCACAAUGCUAUGGUAUCAGUUACCAUCAGGUGUCCUCAGCAAAUUGCAUGUUAUUUGACAGAAGAAUUUUUUGCUCCUAACUACAAUCUGUCUCAACGCAUGGACAUGUUAAAUGUUCUUGCUGAUGCUGCACAACAACUCUCAGCUCCAGCAGAAGUUGCUAGGAUGAGAGCAGUGCCAAGAAAGUUUCCAUUAACUCAAGCAGCCUCUGCUAAAACAGCAGAAGGUAUUCCAGAGUGGCAGAAGAUUGUACAAGAGAGGAUAAACAGUAAAACAAAAAGGUUUGUCAAUGGGCCAAGCAAACCGCAGCCUAAAGCUGUUGCUAAUAAGUUUGCUGGUGUUGCUGGUUUCUUCUUUUUUCCUCUGAUGAAAAACUUUGACAGUAAGGUGAACACAUUAGAUCUUUUGGGUGGAGAUACUCUUGUCCUUGGACGUCUUAUUUAUACCCUUGGAAUAAUCAUGUACUCUGCCCGGGAAACGCCUAUCGCAAGAAACAUGGGAACAGCACUGUUAGAAUUUACCUGGGCAUUAAAAUAUCAUCAAGAGCCAUUUGUGCGACAGUCACUGAUCUUUGCUCAGGCCAUGGUUGCAGUUUCUGUUCCAUCUUCAUCUUUGGUGAAUGAUGCCCCUGGGGAACUGUUUGAGCUUCAUGACUGGUUGAAGAUGAUUGUUCAGAAUGACAGUGAUACUGACAGUGUAAAGUCUGCUUUACAGACACUUGUUUUGUUAGAAGAUCUUUUCAAGAAUGAAGUGAUUGUUCAUGGCUGAUCCUGUUGACAUUGAUUUGGGUUUUUUUAAUGAAGAUUGUAUAAAUUACUGUUUGUUCUGAUACAAUAAUAUUAUAUUCUUGGUUCAAAUCUUUUGCCCUUUGUUCCUGGCUCAUUAUCGUAUGUUACCAUUCCAAAGCACAAAGGAAAAUAACAUUUUAAACCAUUAUUACCCAGUGGUCUAAAAAUUAUACCACAACAAAUUCUCUACAUUCUUUGAAUGAAUUAUGCAAAGAGAUACCAUCGGUGAACCAUUGUUGUUAGCUUGGAGGUGGGAUGAUUUUACACAGUGUAAACAUAUCUUGAUAGACAACUGUUGACCUGUAUUCACUUUUCAUCUGGGUUACCAUUUACUGUUGGAGGUAAGUUAGGUAUAAGAACGAACUGGAGAAUGUUCACAAAUUCCAUUUUAUGUUCCGUGUCAUUGUUUUGAAGAGAACUGUAACAAAGUGUCAUUCUGACAUGUGCAAUACAUACAGAGAAAAAUAUAUAUUUUUUAUUAUUUUGCUCUGUUUACCCUUUCUUGGAGGAUCAAGGGAAAAAAAUUUACAGAAAUUUAAUAAAAAUUAAAUUACCAGGGGCACCCAAUGAGAAUAUAGUUCAAAACCACUUAAACAUAGUAUUGUUAAACGUAUUUUAGUAUUUAAACGGUAGAUAAAGGCAUAUUUUUAUCCCCUAAAAAUUUUUCAUCUGUUCGGAUUUCCUAGCUGAAAGUCUAGUGAUCCGAAAAUUAUAGGGAUCAAAACUUGCCUUUUCGAAAAUUUCAGCCAGAAAAAAGGCUCCCGAAAAUUCUAGGUGACCUUUUUAGGGUAACAAUCCGUUAAAAAUAGGCAAUUAUACCAUUUUUUUAUAUGUUCGAAAAUCCUAGGAGAGGCAGGCAAGCAAGAAAUUUUACAACAAAUGUUCCGAAAAUUCUAGAUCUCAAAUCGUCUUCGGAAGAGAUAUUUUUCCGAAAAUUGUCGUUGGGUGCCCCUGAAUUACUUUGGAUCAAAGUUUGGUCUUGAGUUUUUUUUUGUUUGAAGAGGUGUCUGGAAUGAAGCCCAAGUGACAUCUGCUAAAGUGCUAUAUCCUACUUCCAGUUUUUCUUGUAUAUGAUUGUGAAUCAGCUGUAUUCUGUAUAUUACCUCAGCAAUGACUUACAAUAGGGGCCUUAUUUCCUGCAUCCCUUCAAUUUUGGGAACAACUUAAGAGGAGUCAACAGAACCUUGAUCAGAUAGGAUUGGAUUAACCCCUGUAACUCACUUAAUGACGAAAGGUUAGGGAUAGGGUCACAGGAUGGAGUUAAUUCAGUGAGGUCUGAUCCAGGUUUUGUCAUUCUGAUUCAACUUAGAUGGGUCAGUAAAAAAUCAUAUCCAAGUAUUCUUGAUUAUUUUCUUUGGAAUCCUACCUAAACUUGCGUGCAUGACAGGCACUAUUUAGCUGAGCAUCAGAGAUGCGCAUACCUGGUUUUCACUAGCACAUAAGCAUACGGACAUACACACACAGAGAAUGGCAUAUUUGACUCAAUUCUGGAUACCAGCUCUCCUCAACCCAAUGAUAAACAAGGUGGCGGAUGAAGACGAUGUCCUUGUGCUUAUGUUAACCCCGUUCUCACUAAUCAAAGCUACAACAUAAGCAUUAGAAUGAACAUGUCCAUUCUUCUUGUGCUUAUGUCGCCAGUGUUCUCACUUGCUUACACAUGUGCUUGUGCUUAUGCUUAAGCGCUAGUGAAAACCAGGCUUUAGGCACAAAGCAGGAGAGACAAGCAAAGAAUAAUGGACUGUCUCCUCCUUCAUGGUUGGUGAAAUAAUUCCUGUCAUGCAGGCUCCCUGUUCCCCCUCAGUCCCUCAACCCAACAAAUUUGAGGUUUAGCUGGGUUUCUUUCCUUUGUCACUCUCUGAAUAUUUGAUAAAACAAGAAUAUCCUUCUUUCUCUUUGUUGAAAGGAUUAAAUUCUGAGAUAAUCGUUUUUUUGAACUAGCAUUCCAUCCAUCCUUUAAUUGAAAAAUUUGACUAGACACGUCAUCCACACAGGACCGUACAAUACUUUUGCUCUGUGAACAGCUAGGUGUCUAAAUUUUUGUACGGUAAGGUGUGAACAUAGCCUAAGUCACAUUGUUAACCCUUUGAGUCACAAUAGUGACCAACAUCAAUUUUCUCCUAACAAUGUCCAUAUGUUGUCAAGAGAAAUGAUUAUGAGAGUCAAUAAAAUGGUCACUAAAGAGAAAAUGCUUUGAUCUGUUAUCAAAUUCUCUCAACUAAUUCUUUAAGGAAAUGUAUGGAGAUCAGUUUGGAGAAUUUGUAAGUAGAUAUUGGGGCUUAUAGGGUUUUAACCCUUUAAACCUUAAAAGGUUUGUCAUACAAUUUUGAAUUAAGUCUAACAACAGUAUAUCCAUGUUCUUGUAGAGGGAAACACGAUACACUUGAUGUCAGAUCCCAAGGGAAACAGUUAGUUUUGUUUUUGCUAAGAGUCCUGAUGUUUCCCAAGGUGAAGUCAAGGGGAACAUUCGCUCUCUAGGGAAAACAAAACUAACUGGUUUCUCAAGGGAACUGACGUUAAGUGUGUUGUUACAUUUCUAGAUUUCCACUUCAACAGGGACAAAAGAAUAACCAAAGCAAAUCAAAACAGUCAACUCAGCUCUUAUAAGAACACAAAUUUUAUUCUCAAGACCACUGAAUGAAUGAUUUACAAAGUACUUUCCUUAUAUUAUCUGCCUCUUUUCUUCCACUAGCUGCUGUUUCUUUACAGGGAUAACUUUGAAAAUCAUGCUUUUAAGCUUGAGGCUUCAAGUUUGUGUUGUGGACCCCAUGUUGUGUUCAUCCCCCUAAAGUGAAAACUGGCAGUGUUUUUCCCACCUUCUGUCAAGCCACUUUCCACCAUGCUUUGAUCAUGUGCGGACUGAUGUAUACCGAGCGUGGUACAAUUGCUUGAAUGUAUCACAACUGGGAUACAUUUGAUUUUAGUCAAGGCCAUGUGACCAAGAAUCAACCAAUGGCAGUUCCCGUUUAGUUGUGUGAUAGUCUAGGAAUAUAACAAUGACAAAUAGUAGAUACCUAUCCUAUGGGCAGGCAGGCUCAGGAGGGGUAGUUAAAAUAGGGGAGGGAAAAGAGUGCAGGCUUUUAUUAUCUCCAUCAUUCUUGACCCCCAACUGUUGACAACUUGCUUGCCAGCUAGAAGAGACCAAGUCCUGUGGUAGAUAUUAAACCAUCGACUCCCAUCCCAUCCUCCAUCUUCCUCUGCCCCUGGAAAAGAUCAAAAGAUAAUUCACUUAAAGGGACAGUGGUGAUUGAAAGGGGAACCUUAGUUUUGCUCUGUAGUCCUGUUCAAAGAAAAAAUGAGGGUAUACUGGCUUUAGGCUGCCCAUUUCCUCUGAUAAUUUGGUGGUUGUGAUAUGGCCUUGCACUUUCCAAUUUAGCUUAGAUUUAAUUUUCUUGAAAACAUGAUAAAAGUGGGAAAAAAGGUGGUGGGUAGAAAAUGAAGACUGAUUACAGAAGACCCAAAAACAGAGAGCCCCCUCAACAUCACUCUGAAUGGCUAAUUUGACCUGAGAUGUGUUAGAAAUAACAGAAUCUUUAAUUAUUAAUUAUUUUGACCAGGGUUUUUGUUUCUACAAACCCCACCAAAAGUAGAAAGCAAAGACUUCCUCUCAGAAUCACUUGAUAAGCGUAUACCUGACAUUGACGCUCCCAUCACAUACGUACUCAAGAACACCUCUUGUCAUUUUUAAGUAGGAUUUUAUCAAAAAGUAACCCUCUUGGGCAGAGUCUCCCUCCCAGCAGGCCUUUAUGAAGUAAGACCGCAAUAUGAAAUGAAGCACACACUACCAACACCGCAGUAUGGAGUACCCGCCCCUCCCUCCCGGGAGAACUGGAGACAUUGAUUGGUGUCUUUGAUAGCCUGGGAUCAUGCCUGCUCCCUAGAAUGCAGGUUUUUUCUCCCCAUCCUUCCCCAAAAGACGCCUGAUAAUGUUAUGGAGCUCUCCCUACCAAUCAUAAUUACAGGACAUUUUGUCAUUACUGCAUGGGUGGAUUUUAGGGGUGAGCCAAGGGGGCUGCAGCCACCCUUUUUCCUUUGAAAUGCUGUAUUAUUUUCAUAGAAUUCCAUCGCAGGAAAAUAAACAGUAUCUAGAAUAGAGCUGUUAUGUGUCCUGGCCACCUCUUUCAGAAUUUUCUGGAUUUGCCCCUGUACUGUGAAGACCGCUGUUGAAUUAGGCCGAAACCACUGUCAAAUUGAGAUUGAAAUUUGUAAAUGAAAUUCUUUGGAAAAAAUAGGACAUUCGUAACAUUAGUGAAGGUUUUAAAUUUAAACUUUGUCCAAAAAAAUGCCAAAAAGAUCAAAACACCUCCCCGGCUGUCUGCCACACCUUUCCAAGUCGAGGCUGAAGCGCAUGCGCGUAGCCCAAUCCAAAAUGGCGUCCAAACGAAAGGGUGUAUGGAUAUGGUUGCCUACAUGACAUUCCAGCUCAAGAAAUGUCCCGUCUUGCAGAUUAUUUUGUCAUUUGUGGAAUAGACAGGGACUCAAAGAAUGGUAAAAGCGCUUUAAUUGCCCUUUGUUGUGCAUCUUUAAGCAAAAAAUGUUAAACAAACAUUGCACGCCUCUGGAAAGUUCGCGACUUUCUCACCGACGACCUUUCUCCCUGUCUUUACUUUUCAGAAGAAGUCAGAGGAAGAGUGAUUCAGCGCUUCCCAAGUAAAGACCGCAAAGAUGCAGCCUUUCCAGAAGGAAUUGAACUGGUAACCCUAUUUCUUUUGAAAGCCGGCUAAAUUUCUCCUCGUACAAGUUUCACGAAAUUUCGCGGAAGCUUUGCGAAACACAAUUCAUAAUGCUCUCAUUUCAAUCUUUUGUCAAGCAUCCGUUCAAAUCUGCCUAUUCUUACACUUACUUUAAGUCUUCAUGCGUAUUAAAAGGAAGCCAUUCGUAAAAGUGAAGAAUUACACCUGGCGUUUUCAAGUUCUUUCUAAGUGUUACUUGGGUGGAAUCUUUUCAACUGCAUGAAGUGGGUUCGCGUAAUUAUGAUACAAUUGCAUGGAAUUGUUAGUCUUUCGAUCAUGCUGACCUGUUGUAAUCUUUGACUUGUAAGACGCCUAAAAGACGAAUGAGGGGAAAGUUCUGCGUUGCUCAAAAGCCACGACGCCAGUGGUUCUAGUUUACGUAAUACUGCUCUUAGCUACGUUUACUACCGGUAUAUUUCAAAAUGUUUGCCUAGUAAUAUUGGAUGUUCCUGCUCAUGAUUUUAAUCAUUUAGCGGCUUAAAACUUAUCUCGUUUUAUUGUUGUUAAAAUGGUUUUUAUGUGGAUCUCUUCCUGUGAAUUAAUCUCGCUGAGUGAUGCAGUGUAUCGAAUUGGUUUGAAAUUGUUCUUCUUUCCAAAGCAUAACUGUUAAGUAUGCACUUGUUCCUGUAGUGUAUGAAUUUCAAACGGACAUUUUAUUCACUGUUUUGUGUCAAGGCACAAUAUUUGCUCCGGUUUGUUUGCAUUUUAUUAAUCUUUCAUUGUCUGUUGGUGUUGAUCUUAUUUCAAAACCCUUUCUCUAACCUACAGUGAGAUGAAUUUCUUGACAUCUUAUUAGAUGUUAUCAGUGUGUCUUGUUUAUUUUCAAUGAUGAUCAAUUUGUACUUAAUUUCCCUGGCCUUUUUAGUGGGCUCUUUGCAUUUCUAGUUUCCUGCACAUUCUAAAACUAUUUUUUGUCUUUUACUAUACUGCACCUUAAAGGUAUUGUUGUUGUGUACAGAGAAAAAAGACUUGCAUUACAAUACUUCCAUCAAAGUGCUUGCUCCAGAAAUUCAUAGUUUGUACUUUAAGCCACUAACAAACAGUCAAACGUUUUCAUCCAAUAUCAUCUUAAAAGCUAAGAGCAUGUCUGACAGUUUAGAUGUUUCUUAACUUUGCAUUAUUUUUACUUUGCCCUUUUGCAUUAAUAUUUUUGUCCAACACAAAGUGUGAUUUGAUCAUUGAGCCACUUUUGCUAACGAAGCCCGCCAAAGGGGCAAAAGCAACCAAUAAGACACCAAGUCGUUAACUCUCAGGGGCAAUGCUCAGAAAGUGUUGUGUGAGCUCGCUUUGUUUUAUGUCUUUUUCGAACGUUGUGCACUCAUUUAGCCACGCAGUGUUGUACUAGACAAAUGUGACAAUGGACUAAAACGUUUGAUAGUUUAGGAGGGGCCUCAGUAAAUAAUUGUGGGCGACAAGAGGAGCCCACAGACUAAUCUUGGUCAGUGGUACUCCAUUAACUGUAUUUGGAGGUUUUUCUAAAAUCUGUCCACAUUCUUGGGGUGCUUGCGUUGUUGACUGAUAUGCAUGGUAUGUGGCCACAAAGGCCCCGGUGUUGAGUUUAAUUAAGGUCAGUCUGAUGUCACUGUAAUCACAUGCAUACACAUGCAAGUGAUGCGAUUCGCAACCACACAUAAUUCAGGUACACAAGUACUGUAUCGAUACUGUACUAAAUGUGAGACUUUGCAAUUCGCCUUGCCGGCUGGGAAUGUACAUGUAUUUACCCAGGAGAAUGAAAGUAGAGCCUGAUCUCAGCUUAGUGCGGGACAAGGUUUUGGUAAGAUAUGAGUGUUAGCAAAGCCAUGUAAAUUACAUUUAUUCAGGUUUCACUCGACGGCCAGUUUAUGGUUUUUAUAUUUUUAUAUGUUUUCAAGCAUGUUAUGUCGCUUGUCACCUAAAAUCUUCAAUAGGCCUUAAACUCCAGUGGUAAACUAAAGCUUUUUCAUUAUUUUGUACUGGAUAUCAACGGCGUUUGGUCAUUGAACUGGGAUUGAAUAUUCGAUUGAAUAAUAAGACUUCAUUCAGUCAUGAUUACUUAAUUUGUGUCAGACAUUACUGUUUCAUCAUAUCUUCGCCUGGGAAUACAGCCUUCUUUCCUCGCUCCUCACCAUUGGCAGGUUGUUAAUUGUACCUAAGCAAUUGUGAAUAAAAUCGUUGAAUUAAAUAUGAGUCUUGUUUAUGGCAGUGAUUCCUUUUGUUGACACUGGAACUAAAAGGGCUUUCUCUGAUUUGAUUCACCUACACAAUCUCAUCAAUCACACCUGCAAGGUAAACCCACAUGUUCACUCGCACUUCCUAGCCAAUGGCUUCUGCUAGUUAUGUAGUAAUAACACCAGUGAGCAACCUUGCCCUCAGCUUGUUAGCCAGUUGUUUGGUCUUUCAACAUUUUGACAUCAACUGUGAUCUAAAGUACAUUGGCCUGGUGUUUGGCAAAAUGCAAUAUAGCCAGAGAAAACAGCUGACAUUUCACAAAUUCAGUACUGAUACAUUGUGUACCACUGCGAGAUAAGGCCUGGGGAAUGAGUACAGAAAUCCAUUCUGAUGAUGGAUCAUUUCUCAGAUCUGGGAAGUGCUUCUGAUUGGUUGAAGUAAAUUUCCUUUGUGGCAUAUACAAACAGAAGUACUAGCCAGAUCUGGGUAGUUCUACAUACAUUGGCGUGCAAUUUAUGUGUUCAUUCCUCAGGUGUCAUUUCACAGGGGAACCAGUGAUGACAUUGUGAAAUGUCUGCUUUUUUCUCAUGCUAAAUGUAAUGCAAUUGCUAAGCGUUUAUCUCUAUUUUUUGCUCAGUUUUGCCAGCCUGGAGGAUGGAACUACUCAAACUACUACAAGCCCCCCACUUUCUUUGUUGCUGUGCUCACAGAUAUGGAGGGAGACCACCGAUAUUGUGCAUGCUUCACAUUCCAUGAAAGAUGCACUCCGACAAAGUCAAAGAAAAAACUAGCAAAUUCAAGUAGUAAGGAAGGAUUUAGAGAUGAGAGUCAGUCAGAUUCUUCUCUGUCUGAGAAACGGUUUUCUGAAAUGCCUGGGAUCUCUGUUAACUCAGAAGAGGCAGUGUUGAUGGAUGUUUUUGCACCAAAGUGCUUAUGUCUUGUUUCAAGAGCCAGCUACUUUGACAUCUUAAAGGUUUGUCUAUUAUUAUGAACAAAUUGUUUAUAUCUGCAACCUAUUGUCCUGUUAUUAUUCACCUCUCCUUACUAGAUUGACACUUUAUGACAAGCAUUAUCACCACAUGGAAAAUGCUGUUAACAAUUUUGACCCACUGAAAUUUGACAGUUAUUAUUUAUAAUAACUACCCCUUAAACAUAGUCCCAGUGACAAUGCGAGAGUGACUGAACAUGUUUUACUAUUUGAAAGUAAGAUAAAUUGUACCAAUCAUGUCUUAAUUCUUGCAAGACAAAACUCUUCCCUCUGGACAAGAUUCCAUACAAGGUGGGCUCUUGCUGACCUUUUGACAGAAAAUAGGUACAAGCUGCGGUGUACAUGUACACUUGAAAGGCUUCCUGAAGAAAAAAUAGACAUUUCUGACCAACUGCUAGAUUGUCUUUCAAUAUUGCCUUUUAUUCACUUGUGAAUCAAAGGACAUAAUUUAUUUGAUGUGACCUUAAGAGUCAUUUAUGGCCUAUUAUUAUGGACCUCUACUGCGUGGAAUAAAGCCCCAAUUUUCUGUUAAUAAAGUUCAAGUUUCUUUCUCCAAUUUGCCUUGGUUAUACUUGUCUUAUUAAUCACAGAGAGAAGUUGCUUUUACAUCAAGAGACACUUAGGCACUCAUCCCAUGCACCCCUUCAUCAUACCAUUGGCAUUUUGCAGAGAAACUGUUAAAAUCUUGAGUGAUGCCACUAAAGAAAUUUAAUUUCUUUGUUUUGGCAUAUUUUGUUUAAAUAUUGAUAUCUGUAUCGUGGAAAGAAAUAUCACACUCCACCAAUGCAUUGGUGUAUUGUUGCAGUACAUGCUUUAGAAGUCUCCUUGCCAUUCCUUAACCUUCCCGUGUCUAUUACCAAAACAUAAAUGUCAAUUUUUUUGUUCCUGCUGAUGUGAAACCAUCUUUAUUGCAGAACUGCCUGACCACAAUCUAUUUAUCCUUCCUCUCUGGAAACACUAAGUCACUAGAAGGAUUGGUCGGCUGUAUCUUGGGAUUUGUUCAGGUGCCACCUCCUGGUGGACCCAAGAUGACAUUUUCCAUGGGAGCUGGCGAUCGUCACACUCUAUCACCUCCUGCCUCUGAGACGCUUCCUGUGACAGGAAAAUCAGUUGCCAUCUUGUUCAAUCAGCUUGGUAGGUUUUACUUUAUCUUGGUUUAAGGUUAACAGUAUAUUUUAAUGUCUUGGGCAGGACAGGAAUGAUUACUUUUUGGGUGAAGAGAAGCAACAACUGGAAAUAAUAAAUGCAGGCUCAAGUCUGGUGUAAUCAGCUCUCAUGCUAAAUAAUUUUGAAUGUAUUUUGAAUAAUUUUGAAUGUAUUUUGAAUUUAAUUGAACGACUGUAAAUAAGUUUUCUUUUCUUUUGUUAAUUACCAGUAUCAUGUAAUAAUUAACAUUGUGAUUGAAAAGCCCUGUUGAAGGGAGUCUCAAUAAAGUAUGUAUGUAUGUAUGCUAUACACUGUACUAUGCAUAAAUCAUCUGUGAAUUCCUAGUGCAUGUGUAUGCCCAGCCUGAAAAAAAAAAUAAUGCAUGGUGUUCCACAAGUUAACAUGUUGCUCAGCUGUACCUUUUUUGUCAAAUGACAUGGUCUACUGUAAAACUUGGGCUUGUGGGUCCAAAACCUACUUCCAAAAUCUUGGUUGAGCAACAAACAUUUGAUACUAUUAUUUUAUCUUAAGUUGGUAUGUUUAGUAAUAUACACUGUAGUAAUGUUACACUCUUCAGUAUAUACAGGUGUAGGGCAUAUCUUGGUAUUAUGCUUAAUGUAUCCCUUCAGUUUGCAGCUGAUUUAAAUUUGUACUAUGUACAACUGUUGGGAGGUAGUAUCUUUUAUCAAUAAAAAUAUCCAGUUGUCAUUAUUUUCAUUACUACAUGUACAUGUGUACUUACCAGGUUGUUAUCCUAUUUCUGAACAGGUAUCCACAACAUGUUGGCCUUGUUCUGUGCUGCAUUGACAGAGAACAAAAUCUUAUUUUACUCCAGCAGCUAUUCACAGUUGACACAUGCCACUCAAGCCAUGCUAGCUCUAAUGUAUCCACUAAAGUUCAGGUAUAGUGGAACAGCUGAUCAAUUUCAAUGUCAGGGCUUGAAAAAUGUCCUGUCAGGUCAUCCAGGACAAGUAGAUUUUCUUGCUGGGCAAGUACAUAACUAUUAAAGCUCACUUGCCCAAUGGGCAAGGGUGUAGGCAAGUCAACCUCUAAUAAAAUCAUUAACUAAGACAUACAAGAGAACUGCGUGCCCAAAGGACAAUCUUGAAUAAUUAUAAGUUUAUUUUAUCCUGAAUGUGUUCCAAGUGAAAGUGUUUACUGCAGACAAAAGCAUUGGGAAACCAAAGAAAAUUAUUGUUCUGGGCCCAGUUCCUGAAAGGCCGAUUAGCAUUAACCCAGGAUUAAAAUUUUGUUCCAUUUUUUGUAUUUUACAUUCCUAUGCAUUGCUUAGGGUAACAUUUUGUGUUAUCAUUACAGUAUCUCAUAGUAAAGGCUCAACAGUAUCGUAACCUCAAGCUGCAUGUUCUUAGAUGAGAAAACCAUGCUUAAAAUUUGGCUUAAUCCCUGGUUAAACUUAACCAUCUUUCGAGGAACCGGGCCCUGAUGAUCAUUUCUUUUUCAGUUAAAAUGGAUUAAACUGAGAUAUGUGUACAGUCCUUAAGAUUUUCCAGACUUAAUGGAACUGGGGUAAAAAGUCUGGAGAAUUGAGAAUGUAAACAUUAAAAAUUAAUGAGUACCUCCUUGUCACAACUUUCAUUGUUUCAAAGGACACUUGUCAGCUAGAUUGAAUUCAUCUGUUCAUAUUGGUGUAGUCGGUAGCUCAGUUUUAGUUUUCACCUAAAUCCACUUCAUCAGUUACAGUAUGCAGUGGAUUUACACAUACAAAUCACUCUACAGAAUUACUUUUUCCUGUUGUUAACCAUAUUCCUCUUUUUUAUUCAGUUAUGUGUUCAUCCCAAUCCUUCCAGCUGCUUUGCUGGAGUUCCUGAGUGCACCAACUCCCUACAUCAUGGGAGUACACGAUGGCUACAAAGAUAAUGUGGUACCUGAUUUGGUGAGUAAUGUAUCUAACUCAACAUUCUAGCCCUUAUCUCAAAGUAAAGGGAAGCAAAUGGUAAAAACUGAGACUCACUAAGACAAUGAGACCCUUGUUCUAAAAUGUGAACCUGAGAGGUAAAUUAUUGAUUCUCUCAUGGAAGGAAACAUGCAGAGAUAAAACUGAAAAUUGUCACCAAAGUGUGCAGGAUUUUAAGAUUGGAUCAAAAUAUUUCCAGACCCAUGAUUUUGGGUAAUAUUCUCCUCCCUUUAAGAUGUAUUUUGGCAGCUUAUGGCAAUAAAGAUGUUUCCAGCUGAAGAAUUUUGAGUGCUCAUGUAAAAGUGAAUUUCAUCUGACAGUGCUUUUCAUGUAUCCUUACAAAAUGUGUUAUAAUUAUAUUUUUACAGGCUGAUGUAAUUCUUGUGGAUAUUGAUGGAGGACAUGUCUUCUUCCCUGAUGCCAUUAACCUUGCGUCCUUGCCAGAACCUUUUCUUGGAAGAACAAGACAUGAAUUAACCUUGGUAAGUUUGCAGACUUAAGUGACCUUAAGAUACACUGUUUCGGCAGGUUUCUGCAGUAUGGGUUGGUGUGCAUGUUUGUAGGGUUGAUCACAGGCGGCCCAAACUCACGUUAUGAGGAAAGGGUGUAAUGUAAUUUACAUACCAUAAGUGACGCGCCGGUGUCGCGUUACAGGCGACAGUUGAAAAUAUAAGAGACUUUGUAUGAGAAAUAUAUUACUGAAUAUUAAUAUAAAAUAUUACUUAAAUGGAAUGAAUAAAAAGACUUGCCUGCAAUGUAUUCUACCACAUUUUGGUGUCCGUUUGUCGUUUUAUCCGUUUUUUUUGGCUUUAUUGCGUAACCACUGUUACUCCUUUCAUGGAACGAAGUGAAGGCUGGUCGCUUUGAUCUGGCAUGGACCUGGACCAGUCGCAACAAGAGUACCGUUGUUUUCGCUGAAAUUCAAAUCCGCUACAAAUUUUUCAGCUCCAGCCCAAGAGGGAAACCUCUUCUUCCUCUCUGGGAGAUCGGCUCGAAAAACGAUCCAUAAUUUCCCCAUGAAAUCGAGCCAUUUGUGCCGCACUGCGAAGCACGUCUGGCUUUCGUCCAGUGCCUGUGACCACUGUUGCACUUACCAACUAAUUUGCAUUAUGACAAUUAGCACUUACACGACGGGUGCAAGGGCAGAAAUGGCACGUCAACUAGGCUCUUGCACUGUGAAAAAGGGAGUCCUUGCACCCGUCGUGUAAGUGCUAAUUGUCAUAAUGCAAAUUAGUUGGUAAGUGCAACAGUGGUCACAGGCACUGUACCAAAGUCAGACGUGCUUCGAAGUGCGGCACAAAUGGCUCGAUUUGAUGGGGAAAUUUAUGGAUCGUUUUUCGAGCUGAUCUCUCAGAGAGGAAGAACAGGUUUCCCUUUUACGCUGGACGUGAAAAAUUUGCAGCAGAUUUGAAUUUCGGCGAAAACAACAGCAUUCUUGUUGCGACUGGUCCAGGACCCUGCCAGAUCAAAGUGACCAGCCUUCACUUUGUUCUAUGAAAGGAGUAACAGUGGUUAUGCAAUAAAGCCAAAAAAAACAGUAAAACGACGAACAGACACCAAAAUGCAGUGGAAUACAUUGCAGGUAAGUCAUUUUUAUUCAUUUCAUUUAAGAAAAAGUAAGGUUUAGCAUCAUUUAGCAUUCGCAGAUCUCAGUAAUAUAUUUCUCAUAUAAAGUCUCUUAUAUUUUCAAUGGUUGCCUGUAACGCAACAGCGGUGCAUCACCUAUGGUAUGUAAAUUACAUUACACCUUUCCCUCGUAACGUGAGUUUGGGCCGCCUGUGGGUUGAUACACACGUACUUGCUCUAACGUCAUCAUACAAAAAAAACGAAAACCGAAAAAAGAAAAAAGCCAAAUGGGCCACAACUCUUAAACCCAGUAUGGCUAUGUUAUGUACAGGUCAAAAAUAAAUUCAGGUUAAAAGUAUUUAAGCUAGGUUUUUUUCCCAAUUUCCGUUGCCUUGUAGCCCUCAUACAUGAAAAAUCAGUGGCAGGAGACAAAGAAAAUAGAGAAUCAACCUAGGUUGAAAAAUUCUAAGCGGAAUUUGAUUUUGGCCUGUAACAUAGCCUAUUGGGUUUAACAGUUUUGGCACCCCUUCCAGUGGUAACAGGCCUGGUUACUCUAUGUUGUGUAAAACAGGAAAUUAUGUGUUUGGUCUGGACUUAUGAGGAGAAAGAGUGAUAAGUAUUAAGAUGAUGAUCAAUUUUAAAAUAAUUAUUAAGUUUGUCAUUCAUCUGCAGGUGUUACAUCCACAACUUGUGACAGCAGACUGUGCUUUUCAAGCUCCAACUUCACCAUCUCCCCCAGAGCUACAGGUGAGCAACAACGACAAGCAACUGAAAGUCAUUAAACAAUAUCCAUCUAAAACUGGCCUUUUGUCUUUCAAAAUUCUAUUUGUGGUCAGAGGUGAUGAGAUCAUUCAGCUAGAAUUAAAACUCUAUUCACUUUAAUACGAGCUUUACAACAGUACUUUUCUAGUUUGUCAGACUGAAAUAGUGACCUGGUCAACAAAAUGCCUCUCUGUAAAGAAGAUUAUUUCCAUCCCUGUGCCUAUAAAAAUAAAUUAUCUGGUAGUGCUGGAAAUAUCUGAGGUGCUGUUACAGUGUAGAUAGUGGUUGUAAAACUUGCGGACAGAUAAGAAAAUAAUUCACUCAUGACAAGGCUUAGAGGAGUCAUCAGGCAUUGAGACAAAAUGUGUUGUGUCUACAACACAUAAUCCCUCAGUGGAGGGUUUAUACAUGUCGGAUCAAACUCCCUCUCACUUGUUUGCCUGUUGGAAAUUCCACUUCAUGUUCAUUAUUGAAUUUUCUAAAUGUUUUGGCUACACAAGUUCAGGAGUGCCGUUGGUUGUUUCUCCUUUACAUGCAUAAUGAGUAGUGAAGUUUAGACUGCAACUUCUCAGUUUCUAAUAAUCCAUCCAUUUAUUUAUAGAAACUAUGGGGAAUAUUGUUGACUUGGUUUUACUGUAAAAACCUCAGUCACUCUCAAUAUUUUUUCUAGGAGGAGUGACAUUUGCUUGAACCAGCUCAUUGCUUUAGUUUGUUGUUGUUGCUGCUGUUGUUGUUUUUUCUCAAAGUGACAAGUCUUGCUACUAUUUUUAUCUUAAAGGACAAGGAAUUGCGAGCUGUGUUUAUCAGACUUCUUGCCCAGCUGUUUUCUGGUUAUCGAUCCUGCCUUACUCUGAUCAGAAUACAUCCUAAGCCUGUUAUAACAUUCAACAAGGUACAUACAAAAAUAAUUAGCAGAAGUUCUAUGUUUACUACAACUAUUAAAUUCCAAGACAUAAGAAGCAAAUGAGGGAUUAUUUUUUCAUAUUUUUCAUUCAUGCAUUCAUGCGUUCAUGCAUUCAUUCAUUCUUUCCUUUUCCUUUUUUUGUGGUUGUCUAACUGUUCAAAUAACUUGUACAGCAGGGAUGUAGCUAAGAAAAUGAUAAGCAGGCUUUUUUAAUAGUCAAGCCAGCUGUUUUACUUAUCUACAUCUCUAAAAUUCCCACACGUCUUUGUUUCCUUUCAAUUUGAGCUGGUGAUAAGCUCUUUUGAAAACUGUUGAUAAAAUUUGUGUCUGUCCACUUAAGGAAAACUAACGGGAGCAUGUACUUUCCUGGGCUUCUGUUUAUUGUCCUUUACACUUGGUUUUAAUGUCAUGGUUCCUGAGGAGUAUAUUAUGAUUGUGAAGUUUUUCUGUAAACUGCUGAGCACCCUUCCCAGUAAUUAAAUACUGAACUACGUAGAAACCGUAACUUACAACGUAAAAGGAGCAUAACUAAAUUUGGCUUUUUUAGGUUUCUUUCCUUGAGUACAGAGGCAUGAUUGGAGAUCCAUUUCUGUCAAAGGUAAAUGAACAUUGUUAUUGAAGUGUGCAUUAAGAGGAUUAAUUUGGUCAGUAUUCUGUCAACCCUUCUUGAUACAGACACCAGAAAAAUUGAACCAAUUAUCUCUUAGCCAUAACACUGAUGUGAAUAUUAGAGAAGAAGGAGGUAAUAUCUACAGCUGUAAGGAGCCAAUAGGAAGUUGUUCCCUAUAGAGGUGUUUAUACUGUGAUUUCUACAAAGGGAGACUUAUCCGCACUGACUGCUGUCUGGCAAGUGCAUGUGAUUUACAUGUAGAAUAAUGUUUUGCCUGGAAAAUUUUUAUUAAAUUAAAGGGAGAGCCACUGAAAAGAAAGGUGGUCUUUGAAGAGGCCUUGGAAAAUUUUAUAAACUUUCUAAGGCACUACGCUCAUCCAUUGCUGUUGAAAUUGCAUUUAACUGCAGCAGAACAACCAUUCAGGGGACACCCUCAUGACCGAAGCAAGUGUCCCUUGAAUAGAGGUGUCCCCUGAAUAGAGGUUGGGUUGGGGUUUGUUAAUAACCAGCCAACAAAGACAAUAAAAAUUCAUAAACUUAUCUCAGUGAUGUUAUACAUGUAUGUUGAAUUCAUGCAAGUGCAGUUCAUUGAUUAAAGUGAGAUUGUUCAGUUUGUGAAAGGUGCCAUCACUGAUUAGUGUACACUUAAAGGUAUCAACCUUCUUUGUGGUCAGUCAUGUUAUGAGUGCCAAGGUGUCCCAUGAAUGGAGGUUAAACCCAGGUUUUAGGACUAAUACAAUGUGUCCCUUUCCUCUGAAUAGAGGUGUCCCUUCAAUAGAGGUAACAGAUACAAAGACUAUGUGGACAUUUUUCCAAGACAAAAUUGUUGUUUGCCCUGAAUGGAGGUGUCCCUUGAACAGGGGUGUCCCAAAGGAAAGGUUCCACCGUAAAUUAUGUAGAGGAAGAUGUGUAGAAAAAAGCGCAAGGUGACUUGACUCCAAUGAGCAGUUUGUUCAUAGAAUCCAUAAGGUACACUUGACCUUGCUUGACUGUGACAGUCAGUGAAGGUUUCAAAGUGCCUAAGAAAGCUGAAUCAAAUCACUGCUUCCUCCUUUCAAAGGCAUUCUUGCAGUCAUAGUGGCAAGAGUGUAAUACAUGGAGGAACAGCAACUGAGUACCAAGAAUUCUCAGGCAAUUUGUUACCUGUGUUAAUGGAUUGUAACCUGUGUACUCAAAUACUUCUUGAAUAAAGCAAUUAUUAUUCUGUUCCUAUAGAAGUUAAAUCAGAAAAAAGCUUCAUUCACAGUAUUUUUUUUUAAUUCUCCGUGCUUUUAUUAUCCAGGUCUUAGAGAGCAUUUCAUUUCUAUCAUUUGUGGCACACCGAGGUCCUCCUUACAGAACGUGUGAUUUAUUUGACCAGGUACAUGUCCGUUACUGUGUUGAUGCAAUUUUCCCAGCACAAUGUGCUGUCCAGAUAAUUUCAGUUUUGCAAUAUUGAUAGAAUAAAUUGACUGAUGAAAGUGCCUUGUCUGGAAGUGCAAAGGCUCAUGGGAGGAAGGUUGGAGUACAUUCCCACACAGUAUUGAGGUCGUUCACGCCCAAUUCAGUCAGCCCUUGAUUCCAGUCAUAUAAUAAUAAACCUCUUGUCAAAAAAAACCGUGCCUUCCCUGUCCCUUAUAUCAGGGUUCGCAAAUACGCCAAAUUUGGCAUAUUUUAUGCCAAAAUUGUUCAGAUGACUCCACUGAGGCUACGGAGGGAGUCACUUUGACUCCAAAAAUUUUGGUUAACAAACAGGGAGCCACUUCGACUCCAGAAAUUUUUGGUAACAAAAACAGUUUUGUCCUUACCUUUUUUGCAACAAAUACAAUUUGCGUUAAUUGUAAACGUUGUAAACCUUAAUUAAAUCAUUGAAAUUAAAGAAUUAUACUGCACAACAAAACAGGAAAAAGGUAAAUUACGAUCAAAGUUUACUCGAUGACUGCCAUCAUGGAUUUGAGCUUUCCAGGUCAGCAGACCACCACAGCUACUUCGUGUAUCCCUCACGAUAGUGUAUACAUGCCACAACCACGUGCUGGAAAGCCUGAUACUUGGCUCCAAAUAAUUAUUCCAAAAUGUUUCCAAAAUUUGUGAAGAAGAAGUCACACUGACUCCACUCAUCAAUAAAAUUUGCAAACCCUGCUUAUAUUGUGGUUUAAUUGGUUUGUUUAAGCAUAAACUUCCUCAAAGUAAGUAGCAAAGGGGGAAAGAGAUCAAACAUUUUGUUGAUAUAAACAAAUUAGUGAUUGACUGAACAGACAUGAAUUAACGACAUUGUGUCUUAGAUUGUGACAUUUUAACAUGGUAUGUGGUUGUAAAUUCUCAUAAUGGUUGGUUCGUAGCUUUGUGUCGAGAUUGACAGCAUUCUUAACGGUGAAGGAGGAGUGGAUGCUGAGGUACAAGCUAGCAUUGAGCAACUUGCCCAGAAGCUCUACGAUAAUGUAAGUUCCAGUGACCAACUCUGUGAUAUGCCAUGCUUUUAUUGGUCGAAGCUGUCAUUCUUAAAUGCCAUUUUUUGGUUGAAGUGGGGCUUAAACCAGCAGGUGCUUAUUGAUUAAGGUUUCUUGACUUAACUUUAUAGGACAAAGAAAUGUUCUAUUUUGCUGAGGAUGUUUUUUUUUACCACGGUCCAGUUUUUCCAAAGGUGCACAGUGCUAUCCAUGGGAUAAAUCAUUACCCUCUGGAUAGUGCAAUUGGUUUUCCUAAAUGUACAUGUAUAAUGUAUCUAUUCCAGAUCAAAUUUGAUCUCAGGUUAAUUUUGAUUUAACCUAGGUUGAUUCUCAAUUUCCUUUGUCCUCUAGCCCUAGUAGACAAAGGAAAUCAAGAAUCAACCUACAGGUACAGUUGUAGGUUAAACAUUUUUAACCUGACAACAAAUUUGAUGUUUAACAUGUCCAUUGGGGGCUAGGAGUAUAGUGAAAGGCUAAAACUUGGUGGUGUUUAUGCCAAAUAUCAUUACAAAUCAUGCUAUUACCUAUACUCAUUUACUUAUUCAUUGACAGGAACCCUCUUGUGACACCAAUGAAAACACUGUCCAGCCUGUUGUUCCCUCUGAUGAGGCAGAUUUAUGUGAUAAACUGGUGUUUCCUGAGCUGAGUGAAUCAGAUAUUAACUGCUACAUAGACCAGCAGGAGAAUGUAGCUGCACCUUACAUGGUUAAAAGUCCUGAACCCUGUGUUGUGCCAUCAAAUUUAGUAUCAAGCAAGCAACAGCAUUAUAUUCCAAGUCGGAAGCUGGAGGUGUUGAGAGAUUGUGUAGCAUACAUCUUUGACAACCAGAUAUCUGAGGCUAGGAAGGUAUUCCACUUAAAUAGUACCAUCAGAAUCUUCUUCUUAGCAGUAAAGUUAAACGUAUUAAAAAAUAAUAUUUUUUUAAAUUUGCUAUGUAGCCAGUAGCUUGUGUGAAGUAGUGUCAUAUCCAAAAAUUUUUUUUAAAAAGAAGGUGAUGAGACUUCACUUGAUUACAAAGUUAAACCAUGAAUGGAUGAUACUUGACAAAUGGAAAGUACAUUCCACUGUAUUUUGCUGUUUUCAAAAUUAUGCAGUCAGUAAUUAGAGUGUGGUCCAUUCGUUACACACAUCUGACUGACAUAACCCAAUUCUUUCCAAACAAUAUUGUAGGUUGAAGUAUUAAUUUCCCUUCUUCUGUAAAACCAUUCUGUUUUUUUUUUUUAACUGAAAAGGUGCUGAAAACAGGUCUGCGACUCGUCAAAACUUAAUUCUUACUAGAAAUGCUAUAUUCAGAAAAAAAAGUUAAGACCAUUCCUUUAUGAUUGUACUUUUUUAAUAAUUCACAUAUUAGCGAAGGUUUUUUCUCUAUGACACAUAAAAGAAAGGCAAAAUUUUGCCAAGGCAAGUGUCUUGAUCUGUCUCUUACUAGUUAUGGUGCAGGGAUACAUGACAAGUCUUAUUGUAACUAUUUUUAGAAAAACAAAAUUUGUUUGGAUUGCUAGAAAUUUGUUAAAGAAAGAAAAAGCAAAAGUUUUUUGUUUAUCGUAGUCAAAUAAGGCCAUCAUGUUUUUUAUAUUUUGUUUAUGCUGAAGUGUUUGUUACCUUAAACAGACUCUUGAAUCAGUGCUUCGAGCUCUCAAGUCCAAAGGUGCUCAGUUAGCCUUGUGCCAUGAACUCUCUCUUAGAGUAAAACAGAACAGAUCUUUGUUGGAGCAUGACCAGUUUGACUUAGUUGUCAGACUCAUGAACAGGGCAUUAGAGGUUUGUUGUUAACUUUGACUGAUUCUUGAUUAUUUCUUGAAAACCUCUUAUUUUAACAAAAUAAACAAAUUUAUUCAGCCUUAUUAUUCUUUCGCCAUUCAUUUCAACUCUGUAAGUGCACAUAAAUGUCUACUUAGUCAGCCUUAUCUCCUGCAAAUAAUAUCCCCUGGCUGAGUAUUAUGUAUGACUUGGCCACUUUGAGAUACAUGUGUAUUUUUACAGUGUAUCAUGCUUUAUCACAGAAAUAGAUACAUGUAGUUGAAGCCUUGAGAGUGCAGGAACAGGGCUGAAAAUAAAGAUUCACUGGUUACUAAUGUGACUGUUAACAGAAAAAUGUCAAAGACAAGACAACAUAUUUGUACACUGUAACAUCCUACCAAUGAACUAGUACUAUACCAGUUGCAAAUGUGCGAACAGUCCUUAAGUAAACAAACCAACAUGCAGCACACAUUGAUAAACAUUGCAUGGAAAAAAAUGAAUUUAGAGGUAGGGGACAAACCUCAACUAACCAUAAGGUAUAAAUUGACAACCAAAAUGUUCCUAACAGUUUGAAUGAAAAAGAUAAUUUCAAGCCCUGAAGAACUGAAAAGUGUGAUUGCUGUCAUUUAAUUAAAAUAAUGUCUUCAUUUUUUAACUUCAGUGGUAAUCUUUCCAAACUGUCUUAUGUUUUGUCUGUAGGAUGAUGCUAGCAUGAGUAAUACUGAAGUGGCUGCGGCACUCUUGCCUCUCACUGCCACAUUCUGCAGGGUAACAGACUUUCUAUUCUAGUAUUCUGUCUAGAUCUUCUAAGGAAAGAUAGCUGGUGUAACAGGGGAUUUCCACGUUACCCCAAGCCCCUGUUUCAAAGUGAGGUUAAGUGUGAUGCCUUUGAUGUUAAAUGGCUUUUUAUUUUCAUGCAGUUAAAAGUCAUUUUCACAGGACAGGGUUUGCACUUACCCUCAUUUUGAAAGUGAGAGUUUUUAGAACUCGGAAAUGGCUUACUUUGUUGUAUUGUAAUGUAAUGUCAUGGAUUAGAGGACAACAAGAUGCACUCUCUUCCCAUAUUAACAAGUAAACAGUAAGCUCGGACUUCAGCAUAUAAGGCACCACUGGCAGCCGCUAUCAGUCAAGUUAUGAGCUUGCUGUAGCCCACCCAUAGCCCAUGAUAUGAAUGGUGCGUGAAAGGUAGUUUUUGUUGUUGUUGUUGUCACACCGCAUGAUUAUAACAGGGGUUAUAUUUACAGUAUGCUGACUACUGGACUCUUCUUGAAGUGUUACAUACUUGUAGUAUAGAGCUGUUUGAAUUGUUGCUAGUGCGCUACAAGUUUCCCAUUAACUCAGUAAAUGAACAAAUUUUUGUUUUGUUGCUAGAAACUCAAUGCUGGUGUUAUUCAGUUUGCCUACACCUGUGUCCAAGACCACCCAAUCUGGGAACGGCAGAAUUUUUGGGAAGAAGCAUUUUACGCAGAUGUCCAAGCACAAAUAAAGCAGUUGUAUGUUGAUGAAGAAGCUCCAAAGGCCAUAACUGAAGACACACUUGAUAGGAAAGAGCAACGUACAUCCCGCGCAAGCUUAACACCAGUAACAAAGCACCGCAGCAUCUCAAGAAGUAGAGAUAAUCUUGCAUCUCAACCCAAGGAGUCUGGAAGUAGCAGUGAUCUGGAACAGCCCAAGCAAGCAGAGCAGAAGCCAGUGCCAAGUGCAUUAAGCAUUGCUGCUAAGCAGGUUUGUGGGAUGUUAGUAGGAAGCUUAAGCAAUAAUGACAGGGACAGCAAUGAGAAUGGCAAAAAAGGCAUAGGUUUAGAUUUGCCAAACAACAACUUUGCAUGUGCAUCAUGCUUUUUUGUAGAUUUCUUUAGGGUUGUUGCAUGACUACAACAUGGUACUUCAUGCUAUGUAGGGUGUGAACAACAAUUUUUUUUUUUUACCAAAAAUAGAUACAGGCCUUGGAAUCAACUUCAAAUCAACUUCAAAUUCCCCAGCAUUGCAUAAAUUGAAUGAAAAUAAACAAGGCAAAUUUACUUUUCAAAAUGACUUUUUCGCUGCUGUUGCUGAAAUGAUUGCUCAAGCUCUCUACCAUCUCAGUGCAAGAGAGAGAGAAAUAUUAUACUGUCUAUUAAAAGUAUCCUAGCAAUACUAUUCAUGCAGUGUCUCCUUAUCAGGCGGUAACUGGUAAAAUUAAUGGCUCAAAGCAACACUUCUUACUGACUGCAACCUCUUGAAGUGUUACUAAAAUUAAAUAAGGUUUUUAAAAAAAUAUGCAAGUUGUGACCUAGCCUGCGUAGCAAGCGUUUCCAAUCGAGUUAUUGCGCGAAAGGUAGAGCGGAAGCAAAAACAAGAUUGAAGGGGGAGGGGGAGGGGGAGGGGAGAAGAGGAAACGCUUGCCCGCAAACCCCACGAUUCUGGAAAACGCCCCUUGAUAUUUCACGGUUCAGUUCAUUUGUAAAUUGACAGCUCGUCAAAAUAGAAACAUAACGAACAGAUUACCCCAGGAUUACCAGAUUUGUAAAAUUACUUUGUCGUCUAAUAGAACACAUUGCAGGCGAUUGCAAGAACUGUGAUAAAAAAGAUUUAUGAUAAAAUAAAGUUAAAACCAUGAGCGAUUGCUGCGGAAUUUCUUGUUUUUUUUAUCGUGUGGCUUUAUCUCGUCUGAAACCUUAACGACACGUCAAAAAUGAUUUGUCCGGAACAAUUCACUCCGCCGGGUAUAAGUUUUGCAGAGCGGCUGCUCUUCAACCUGUGUCGAAACGUUCUCUACAAUAGAUGCUGCUAAAUUUCCAAUAAACAAAAAGCAUCUUUUCAUUUCAAAAAGCUGACAAAUCGCUCGUCCAUGGCGGCUUCAGCUAGUGUCGAGUACCGAUGUUCUGAUUUAUGUUGAUGUUAUCUCCAACAAACAGUCCAUUUUUACCAGUCAGAUCCGCACGCCGUCAUUCUCAAUAAAUUGGCCUUCCCUAGUCUCCACUGCUCGAUCUCCAAUUAUACUUUGAAGGCCCUGAUCUCAUAAACCUUCGCACAAACACGAUUCCAAUAAAUAUCAGUCCAAAGCAUUUGUAAUCUGCGACCACAAAUUAGAUGAGACCAAAUCUGUGAUGCACGAAAACAAAGCAUACCUGGUUUGAUUGAUGUUUCGAAUGCUAAGUAAUCAACACUACCCGCACUGCACCAAUCAGAGGCUGCGUUCGUGGGCGAACGCAGUUUUUCAAAAUCGUGGGGUUUGCGGGCAAGCGGUUCCUUCUUUCCCCUCCCCCUCCCCCGUCAUUCUUUUUUUUUUUGCUCUUGCCCCAGCUUUCUAGACGAACCUCGUGAGGAAACGCUUGCUAUGCAAGCUAGUUGUGACCCAAGCCGAUCUGCAGCAUUAUUAUUGCGCAUAAAAGCUUUAGCUCUGCAAAAGCGGCCCUUGCUUGUUCUUUUGGCUGUAGCAGGAAGAACCACCACCAUCUUGGAUGUCGCAGUAAUAUGCGCAGUAGAGGGUUCGCAGUGCAAAACAAGGGACAGCAAAAUUCAGAUAAGUGACAUGGCCUUGAGCUGAAACAGCAAGAUGAAACAAGCGAAAUGGUGACAAACAACAAAGUGUGACAGCAACGAGGAAAAUCACAAAUAUAAUAGUAAAAUGCCAACAGUGUGGCCUCAUCUUCAAUAAUUAUGCUAGCCAACAACUUAAAAUGCAGGCUAUGGACAUAAGUACCCUGCCUAAGAAGACCUCAGUAGUUGAUGUUUACGAACUUGAAGUCCCCAUUACAUGAUUACUUGAAGGAUACUAUUUUUAUACAUCACCACCUGGGGUUAAUGUAACUGUGCCAGAUGUCCACUGAGUGAACCAGCUUGCUCCAAGAGUUGUUACAAACUCUUUGCUGCUGCCACAAAAACACCAAGAAUACACCCAAGACAAGACGGCAAAAUAAUUAAUAUAGAAGUACAAUGUUGUUAUUCUUUUAUGCUUUCCUUAGCUCAAGAAAUGGCCCAACUACUCCAAGAUGGAGCAAGACAGUUUGAUUAACAGUGAAGAAGGCAUUGUGUACAGUCAAGCAAUUCACUAUGCUAAUCGUAUGGUGUACAUGAGGAUACCUCUUGACGCUAGUGAGAAGAUGCCUGCACCCACUCCUGUGCCCACUCCUGUAACAGGUUUGGCCUUUUUAAUACAAACUCAAAUGUCCCUUCUCUUGACACAUUAUUUUUUAAUCAAUUAAUUUUAUUUUGUUAUUGUCUCAUCAAGAAUGACAUGUAUUUUGUAAUGGUAAUAGGACUGAGUGGAGUUCUAUUCAGUCUAUAAUCUUGUGAAUGAUUAACAAAUAAUUUGCAGUCAUCCGAUUUGUUGAAUCGCGAGUAUUGGAUGACAUGGAAUUCUGUUACCAAUUUAUCAUAACUAUACCAAAUUUUGUGAUAUUUUAAGCUUUUUUAGGAUUAAAACACAAAAAUUAAUAUUCCGAGCAUUUUUAGUUAAAUUUAAAAAACAAAUCCCAUUAAAGUGCCAUGCAUAGUGGCACUUACUGUCCAGUUACUUAGACAUGAUGCGAACUGUCCUAGUACACUCUCCUAUUAAUGCUGAAAUCAGGGAGGCCAGGAUAGCCAAUUCCUAUAGAUUGGGUAAUUUUGUUAUAGAUUUUGGGAACAAGUUCCUGUUAUUUUUUUUGUCCAGGUUUAAAUAAUAAUGUGUACAGCUGUAGCGGCCUUCAUUUACUGACAUUUUGAAUUUUAGGUUCAAUUCACGUGGAUGGUGAGGGAUCUGUGAAUGGUACCUAUGCAGAAAGUAUAGUAAAUGGGACAGUUGGUAUGUAUUAAUUUUUAAUUCUUUGCUUGAAAAAACCCAAGUUUUAGUUUCCGUUUUUUGUAAGCGCAAUAACUGUGGAUCAGGAAAUUCUCACACACAACUGGGAGCCAUGUCAAGUUUAACCAUACCGCCUGACCUUUAUUACAAAACAUUGUAAUAGUACAACAGAGCAAAAAAGGGAAAACGCUCCCUAGAUUGCAUGCUCUGACAAAACUUACGAAAACCAAACAACGAUCAUAAUGAAAACUCUUGGCCAACAACCGUUAAGAGUGUCAGUGGUGGAAGGCUAUUUGCCAUAGGCUUGAACAGCAUGCAGGGGUUUUAGGGUGAUGGGUAGAGGGGUUGGCAUUAACCUUUUUUGAUCUACUUGGAUCUUGAGUUAUCAGGAUUGGGAGGUGGGGCUUAUGUGCCAGGGACUUUUUGCAUGUGGGUUUUUGUACCAAUACAGAGCUUAAGCAACAAUUAUUACGACGAUGGCUACAAAAAUAUCACUUAAAUUCACACUACUUCAAACUUUAUCACACUUAUUCCAACUCGUUCAAUUUUUCAAAUGUUGGAAAAGUUUUCUGGAGCUGAAUUCUAAAAGACUGUAUCAAAGUUCAGGAAAAGAAAAAGAAAGUCAUUGUCUUGUGUUCAUGUUGUCGACAAAACAUGAAAUUAGGCAUAUGUUACGUUACAUUAUAGUCGUGCAGCAACGGCAAAGAAAUGUACAAAAAGGGUGAUGCACGUGUAAAGUUGUUGUUUUGCUUGCUAAACCUAUUGGGCCAAAUAUUUAAAUGAAGUGUAACUUAAGCCAUGGUUUAAAGAAUCUUUGAACUUCCGGAUCUCUUCUUUGGUGGAUUGUUUUAAGAAGAUAAAUCCUUUUCUAGUCUUCUCUAUAUGCUUUAAUAAAACUGUUCACAGUAAAUGAUGUUUAGAUGAAAUCAUUGUUCUUGAAUAAGCUCACUAAUGCGUGUCUCCUCCGAUGCAAUCCAAGUCCAGCCUGUGAGGGAAAUUUUUUAUGCUACUAUCAACCAUAAUAAAGGUGACUUCCAAGAGCAGACACCAGUGCUGCGUUAGAUGCCUCCAGAUCAUUGACAUCGCUUGCUGACUAAUUUUGCAUUAAAUUUAGACUGCUAAAGCUGGUCUUGAAAUUAAUGUAUAAAUAAUUGUGGUCUGCCUUUGAGAGAGGUCAAUGUCAUGAUGAUUUGUAUCUUGCAUCUUUUAAUGUGAUUUCAGCAAACAGUGAAGUAGGAAGCUACAUUACAGAUAGCGGGGGGUGGGAAAUGUACAUGGAUGAUGAAGAUGGUGGGACCAUUGCUGACCAAGUGACAAAAUUUGUCUGUCGCUUUGUGGACCGUGUUGGCACUGAGGCUGGGAUUAGUCAAGAGCACUUAAAGUCUCUGUAUACAAUGAUUCCAGGUCAGUUGGACUGAGAUAACUUUGACUUUUUUCCUGGGGUGAUAUAGCGACAUUUGAUCAGCCCAUAGCCGACAAGAAGUAUUUUCAUCCUAGUAGACUGAAGGAGUUGUGGGUUUCUUCACAACUGUUACUGGGUAGCUCUUUGUACAAAGACGCUUUAGGACGUAAUUAUGUCAAGACAUGUUUCUCUAGGGGAACCAGUGAUGGAGCCAUCAACCCACAGAUACUUACAUAUACAUACAUGUAGUAUAUUCUGUGUUAAGACCCCUUUUUUUGUUAUGUUUAUGGUCAAACAGGUGUGGUUGCCAUGCACAUUGAAUCAUUGGAGCCAGUGUACAGGGAGUACAAGAAUCUGGCUCCAAUUCAAAAGGUGAGCAACAGUUAAUAACGUCACAACAACUGUAGAACCAAAAAAGAAAGAAAAGAAAUGAUGCAUCAGAAGCUAAGGGGAUUUGCACCGAAUUGUGGGCCAUGGGAGCCAAAAAGAUGUUUCGAAGUUAGUAGAGCAAUUUUGUAAUGGACGAACAAACUUUAAGUAAGAACAUUUUUGCAGUGUAGUGAACUUAAAAUUUUAUUUUAUGUAAAUAAUAUUUAUUAUGUAAUCUGAGUUAUUUUUGCUGAUUUGGAAGUUUCUUCAAGUGUAAGUCUUUUUAUAGUAUGAUUUGUGUUGAGUUUGUUAUCACUAUCAUUGUUACUACCACUGUGUCUUGUUCUCCUAUCUCACUGUUAAAAUGUCAUUUUGUAAAUUUUUUACCCGUGUAAAGUACCACAUUAGUUAAUCCAAUUUCAAAAAAUGGGAGUCAUUCACAGCUAAAUGACAAUUUUGCUUGUGUCAGCCUUUUAAGGGACAGCCCCAUUUCAAAACAGUAUGCAAAAAAUUCAGUUUAUAGUCACAAGACAGCAAAAUUCUUUGAAAAGCCACCAUUUUCGGGGGUGACUGUUUUUCGUUAAUUUUAUUGGUUAGGGAAAGUGAGUGGGUGACGCAGUCGCAUCACUGCCACCCCUCCCAACAUGAUGUGACUGUCCCAUGUUUGUCACUCACCGCAGGCCAAGAUCAUGAGACCUGACAUGCUUCAAGGGGAGGAAAUGCUUAGUGAUGGACUGCGUGCCUACCUUGUGCCUGAUGGCCGCGAGCUAGGUAAAGGAGGAGAAGGGCCAUGCCUACUGCCGGCAGAAGGUGCUGUUUUCUUGACCAACUACAGGGUGAUUUUCAAGGGAACUCCUGUGGACCAAUUUGGUGAGUUCAUGCAGCAGCGUUUUAUGUUAAUGUCAGCAGCCAAGAUACAUGUAUGCUAUUGUCAAUGCAAGUUUUUAAGUUUUGCCACAAUGAUGUUGUGGCUAGCCUUGCACCUGUGAUUCGAAGGUCUGCAGUUUCUAGCCUGGUCUCUCUUGCCAUGUUGUAAGUUUUAAAUAAUGGGCAAUAAUAUUAUUAUUAUUAUUAAUUAUUGUUUAAGUAAUCAGAUACCAUUUGAUCUCUCUGUUACUUUUGAGACAUGAACCAUCGUGACUGCUAAUUGACUGGGCUAUCGUUACUUUUCCAUAUUAACUGCAACAAGACCCUCAGACAGGGCUUUAGGUGACUUAUCUAUUGAAUGAUAUUACGUGCUCCUAAUGCACCUUUAAGUCUUUAAUUUUGUUUAGAAAAGAGUAAAAGUAUAAUUACUGUAAGUAUUGUAAUUGUUCUGUUCAGCAUCAGAGAUGAUUGUGACUAGAAGCUUCCCUGUGGGUGCGCUGAUAACUCAAAAGAAGAUUGGAGUUCAGUAUUUGCAGCAUUUGGGCCAAUGGCUUCAUGAGUGCAUUCAGCUCCGAUCUAGUACUUUUCAGGUCAGUCUGUACUAGAUUUUCUUUUUCUAUUGUAUGCUUGUGUUUUAUUGCUGGGAUUAUAUUUUCUGGGUGCUGAGAUCAAAGCAAUUUUUCUUUAUAGUAUAGUGAACCUGUUGCUGUUGUUUUUGGAAUGAUGCCUUCCUACAGAAACUAACAGAGAGAAAAACUUGAAGCUUUCACUCUUACUGCAAGGGCUUACUGCUAGCAGCUCAUUUGCAUGGCCCCCUUGAAUUUAAGUAGUAUUUAUAUUACCGUUUCAAACUGUAACAUCCAUUUUUUUUAAACCUCAUUUGUCCCAUGCGCCAUGACAGAGUGUUGAAAUGGUGACCAUGACUUUAGUAAAUGUGUCUAUUAAACUAUGAUGUAUGUGUUAAGUGCUUUUUAAGGUAACUCAUUGGCCUUCCUUGUAAAGAAUAGUCCAAGUCUAGCAAAUGGAUCAUACCUAAUAUUUUUAGAAAUUAUACUGAGUUUUGUCAAACGUAAUAAUUAUGAGGUGGGUUAUGGUGUUCUUCCCUGGCAGAUGAUGAAACUUGCAUUUGAUGAAGAAGUUGAACAGGAAGUCAUUGAGACAUUCAGGAAGAAACUCCAGAAAAGACAUUUACCAAAUACAGUAUUCGGUUCUUUUGCUUUUUGUGGCAAAGGCAUUGCAAGGACACCAACUUUUGUCAUUCAAAAGCACAUGGAGAGACAAGGGACUCUCAAAAAAACAAAGAACAAACUUGUAAAUGCCUCAAGGCAUAAGACAAGCCAAUUGAGGGGCUCACUUCGGAAACGAAGACACCGACACAAUGAUUUAGACAGUCAAAGGUCCCCUAGUGGAUCGUUAACAACAGAUGAUGAUGAUUCUGUUUUGGACCUUAAUGACAUUCCUCUCAAAGUGGAACCUGUUGUUCAGGGAGUUGAGAGACUAAGCAAGCUAUCAUACUGCAAUGACUAUUCCCGUCUGAAGUUGGGAAACAUUGCUAAGGAUUCAGCAGUGGGUCCUUGGAGGAUAUGCAUGGUCAAUGUAACGUACACAGCAUGUCGAAGGUGAGUAUAUAUUGUAAAUGUUUUUUUUAAAUUUCGGUUCCUCUAGGGUCCAACCCAGAAAUGAAAGAAAGAAAAUAGAUAUGUCACUUGGUACCUGUUAACAUAAUAACGAAGUCAAAUGAAGAAUGAUCCUCGCAGUUGUUAACUGAAUUUAUGCAAUUGCAUAAGAUGCCUGAAAAAAAUUCAGGACUUUUUCAGGCUUGCAUAAAUUGCAUUCACAACUGCGAGGAUCAUUCUUCAUUUGAUUUCAUUUCCGCAUUUAUUAUAUGAUUUAUUUCAUAUAUAUCAUUCACAUAAUAAUGAAGGUUCCCUGAUUCACCGUGAGGAUGCCAACUUUUUAUAUACCAUGCUUUGGAAAAUGCAUUGAUACACGUUUACCCCUGACACCCUGUCUGUCCUCUUCCCAGGGUUAACAGACCUUUUCUGCAUUCCAACUUGGGUUUGGGUGGACAAAAUACAGAGAUUUGUAUGAAAUUGUCCAGUCGAGCCACAACCUCAUUUCUUUAUGUUUGCUCACUGGAGGGGAAUUCAGAAAAGGUCUAUAGGCAGGCUGUCUUUGCUAUGUAAAUGGCUUGGCCAAGGUUCUCUUAGCUAGCCAAAAUGAAGCCUUUAAAAACAUGGUGGCAGAAAAUUUGCAUCUUAGAAAAUUGUCAUUGUCGCCUACCAGAGAUAUGUACUGGACACGGUAAUAGUGAGCAUGACGACUUCAUGGAGGAAGGCCACAGUCAUGCAAAUUGUUUGUUUUGUUGUCUUGUUCUUGUUUGUUGUGCUUAAUGACUACUAAGAAGUUGAAUUUUCUUGUACCAGCAUUCACUUGUCAAAAUGUUUCCCCAAUCCUGACAGUUCUAAAGCUUGAAACUUUUUUGUAGUUAAAAUCAAAGUGCUACAGUGAAUAUUAGAGCAGCUUUUUUAGGAGUUGUUUGAUGUAAGUGUAAGGUUGUUGGACACCAAUAAAGGGCAUUGCAACAUUGUAUUUUUGUUGUACUAUUGUAUAGCCUAUUAAAACAGUUUGUAACUUCAAUUUGCAGUUACCCCUCGGUAGUGUUAGUACCACAUAGCAUUUCAGAUGAUAGCAUUCUACGAAUAGCUAGGAAUCACCGCCAAGGAAGAUUUCCUGUGGCAAUAUGGAGGCAUCAGUAUAACAAAGCAACGUUGCUUAGAGCAGGAGGCAUUGAGAGAAGCACUAUAGGGUCAAUUAUGAGACAGACCAAAACUGUGAGUGGCAGCAGCGUGACACAUCAUGCCAUAUCUUCAUCAGCUUCUGUUGAACAGGAGAAAUAUUUUGCGGCCGUAGGUAGGUACCCACUGGCAUGCAAAGACUUCCGUUGCCUGUUUUCAAACUGAGGGGUACUGGGCACAAGUCCAUGUAUUAUGUGAUUAUUAACAGAAAACCCACAAAGACAGAAAGAUGACACUGAGUUUUACAAAAUUGUCGAGUAUGAUGUUUAUCGGGCCAAUAUUUGAAUAGCUGUCUCUUGUUCAAAUUGGAUUUCAUAAAGAUCAGUAUACUCUUUCUGACUUUGUGGUUCUUGUUUUGUGUUGUGUCAUUUUGGUUUCAACAGUAUGUGAAAAACCAUGAAAAUUUCUCAAGGUUGCUUAAGAAGUCCAGAAAAGGAGACCUCAUGAAAUCAGUGAAUAAUGCCACAGAUUUUGCGACUCAUUUAAUAGCUUUGUUUGAGUUUUUGCAUGAAGGAAAAAAGAUACAGUUAAAGGUUAAAGGUUUUUUGGGGGUGGAAAGUGCACUUACAUGUAGCUUAUCCAGCUAGUUUGCAGGCACUCUACUCAAAUAAUUCUGAAACAAAUGAUGCAAAUAGGACAUAACAGUAUUAAAAUCGUGAACUGGUAGGAGACAACCAGCUGGCUAUUUACAAACGUGGCUGAAGAUUUGAACUCGGGAUGACCGAGAACAAAUCCAGCAAGUGGCCAGAGCAGGACUCAAACCCAGGACUGCCGGGUUAAGAGUCCGUCGUGGUGACCACUCGGCCAUGCAGCCUCCCUACAUCUUGUCGAAAUAGCAGCCCUUCUCAGUAGCUUUAUGCCACCAUGAAUAGAGGUAAAACAUGUGAGCUCUUGUAUUUGGUGUGAUCAGCUGAGGGUAUAAGGUUUUAAGAAGGUGGUGUGGCUGAGCAGUUAGAAGACCGGAAUUGCAAUUCAGAGGCCCGAGUUAAAUCCUUUCCCCAACUGCUGGCUGGAGUUGUUCUUGGUAUUCCCAAGUUGUAACUCCUUAGUCAUGUUUAUGAAUAGCCAACUUGUUUGCUUCCGGCCAGUUGGGAUUCUUACCUGCGAUAUUUAGUUUCAAAUGUUUUUUUUUUCUGUCCUUAUUUGUGGACCCAAGUAAAAACUACUGGGUUACUAGUAAUUUUGUGACCCCAUCAAUUAGCCACCAAAAAUAGAUUUCAUUUCCCAUCUCAGUUAAUAAUUUCAAUUUCUUGUAUUUUACCAACCAAUGCAGUAGCAGAAACUAUUGUUAAUCCUUGAAGGUUGCACUUAGUCAGCAAGGUAUGCCUUUUGCUGCAGUUCAUCCUCAGCUUUAAAAUCUUGUGAUAUUAAACGUUACUUACCAUCCUUUUGUUGCUAUCUUUAGUGGCAGCCACACCCCUGGGAAAAAGUAAGAACAUUGCUCGUGCCAACUCACUCCACCAUGGAGUUGUCCUGCGAGAUGGUUUUUUCCCAGACGAGGUUGACUCUGGUCAACUUGUUGACAAGACUAUCUUAAAAAAAGGAUGGGAACCAGCCGCCCUCUACAUCUUUGGUGACAAGUCUUUAUUAAGGGUAGGUUUGCUCUACCAUAUGAACAGGUCAAAGCAAUCUACAGCCAAAGAGAAUAUUGUUUCAGAUCAACAAUUGUCGUUUGUCUUUGGAAAAGAUUAUUGCAGGGGGAAGAGAUCUUUCAAACCAUGCCUGGAUGUGCAGGAUUCAGUCAAGGGGACCGGAGAGGAAUGCACUGUUUGACUUGAAAACUCAAAUGAAAAUCGUUCCCACUAAUCACCUGCACUUCCUUCCAUCUAAAAGCUUUCCCUAAAACCUUUUUUCACCAAAGUGAAACCCUAGUAAAUGCCCAGCAAAAGAAAAAAAAAUUAGGCAAGAAAAGCAAAAGAAGAGGGGAGGAGAGAAAGUGAAAGUUAAAAUUCAAAAUUUGGCCUUCUGUGCACACCCAAUCUUCUAAAGGCGACAUUUAGCAUCUUGAUCAGAAUACUGUGAAGUGCUUGGCAUACAAAUGACGUUUUGGUUGUUUAUAGCCAGACAGUCACCAACAAAUGGAUCAAUUGUAGUUUCCGAAGGCAUUUUUUCGCAAAAUUCCCAGAAAUGAAUGGGUUAAAGAACAAGUGACAGCAGCCUUGGGGAAUGAUUCAAUAUCUUUUUUUCUCUAAUAGUUCUGCAUUUGUUUCUUCUCCCCAGAACGUUAAGCAAGAAGCAUAUCCCAAGUGUGAGUUUGUUCCGAUCGAGGUGAGACAUGAAAAGCCUUCAAUAUUCUUGUCACUUGAUGGGAUAAUUUUUUACUUCCAAGAAAGACCAAGUAAAAAAUAUGAUAUAUCAUUCUGCAAAGGUGACAUGUUUUUGGCAGCGGCAGAUCCAGACCUUGAGAUAAGGGGGUGGGGUUGGGGACACGGUCAUCCAGACCCUUAGAUAAGGGAGGGGCCGGUCUCCCAAAAAAAUUUUUUUGCCCCUUUGGGCCUCAGUUUGGUCUAAAAAUAAGGGGGAGGGCUCAGGCCCCCUGGGCCCCUCCCCUGGAUCCACUACUGUUUAGAAUGUAAUUACUUAAAAGGCUUCAUUAGAAUGACUAUACAUCAUAGAAUUUUGCUCACCAUUAAAAUUGCACAACAUCAUGAUUUACUCCUACUGGGAGAGAAAGGAUUGAUUGAAUUCAGAGGACAGCAUUAUUUAUGUUGACAACAUUGAUUGCGGUUCCUCGAAAGGUGGUUAAGUUUAACCCAGGAUUAAGCCAAAUUUCAAGCAUGGUUUUCUCGUCUAAGAAUAAUCAACUGGAGGUUACAAACUACUGUUGAGCCUUUACUACGAGAUAUAGAAAUGAUAACACAAAAUGUUACCCUAAGCAAUACAUAGAAAGAUAAAAUAUGAAAACGGAACAAAAUUUUAAUCCUGGAUUAACGGUAAUCGGCCUUGCAGGAACCGGGCCCUGAAGGUCAUAGAUUCAUCUCCUAUUGGGAGUACUCAGAUUUUUUCUUCUGGGCUGCUUGUGUCACUGACUGAAUAACAUCCUUCUCAAAGUUGAACUAGAUGUUGAAAAGCAUUGCCAAAUGUGUUUUUCCCCAGCUUCCUGACAUCAGGGCAGUGAGAGCAAGUUUCAAGAAGUUCCAGCGAGCUACUUGUCCCAGUACAGAGACAAACCUGAGCUUCAUUCAACAGGUUGAGGAGUCUGAAUGGCUUCCACAGGUUCGUGAAUGGCCAUGCAGAGUGUGUAGGGAAUUUUAGAAUUAGAAAACAUGAACUUUUUUUGUGAAAGUUAGUCACAGACAAUAGUUAUCAAAAUAUCAGUUCAAUAGUUGGUUAAUGGCCAUCUCAUUGCAGUUAAAGGAAUACCGCCCUCCAGUAUUCUCUUGGGUGCGUUCCUUUGGGAUGAUCUGGUUUCGGAUCAGCGAUUCAAGAUCAUUCGCAUCAUGUUGCAUUAAAGGAACCGAUGAAUCCUUUCCCAGAGUGGAUUCUCGAUAAUUUAAUCCUGAUUCGUAUCAGAUGCUAAAGGAAUUCACCAUCUUGACACAGACUAUAAUGCAUCGUGUUUACCCUCCAAAAUUUUGCAAAACUAUUGUUUCCAAUUUCUCCUAGGUUUUACAGUCGUCCUAAGAGAAAUCCAAGACAAUGGUUAUGCAAAAUUUUGGGGCGUAAACAAGGUGCAUUAUGGUCGAUGUGAAAAUAGUGAAUACACCCAUUCAUUUUUGGACCGUUUUUUUGUGAGUUACACAAAGGUGUGUAAGCCUCGGCUCAGACUCCUCUUUGUUUAAUUUUACCCAUUAAUUAUGAACUCUUUCAAUAGCUAUCUGCAAUCAUGACCGUUGCAAACUGUUUUGUUGACCUGAUUGACAUCCAAGGAUCAUCAGUGCUUGUCUGCUUUGAAGAUGGAUGGGAUGCCACUGCUCAAGUAAGUGUCCAGUGUGGUUUUGUUUAUCACAGUAUUGCGUGUCAAUUUUGUUGUGGGAAAACUACAAAGAGGGACAAAGGUGUUGAGAAACUUCUGUAAAAUGGCCUUUUUUGCAUAGUGGACAUACGUGUCCCUUUCCCCUGUGUCCUCCCACCCCCUCCCCCCAAUAUCAAUGUUGUGUUUUAGACCCUCAAGUCUUUCUUUUACUUCAAACAACAUUGAUUCGGGGGUGGGGGGGAUUUACGGCGUUUAAAUAGAAUGAAAUAAUAAAUGAAUGAAAUUGUUGAUAAAAGCGCCCAUUUUAGACAAAUGUCCCUGAUUGUACCAAAACUAGACUAAGAGCAGUCUCUCUUUUUCUUCAAAUUUAGUGAGGGGAGUGCAUGCACGCGCGAGUGUCGAGUGGCCACGCCGCGAGACGCGAGAAACGAGGGCACCUCUCCCGUCUCCUGCCUUCAGCCACUCGUGUUGUCAUUUUCGUUUCUCGCGCGUUUUCUGAAUCUUUCCAUUCCUGGCUCAGUUGUUAACAUCUUGAAGCCAGACCUCAACCUCAUUUUUCGUAACCGUAACUCUAAGUAGAAUUUCUUCUAAACAUUUGUUACUCCCUUGGCUGUUUUCGGGUACAGGUGAUGUUGAUUGUCCAAUGAUUUUUCUGUUAUUCAAUGACUGACCUCAAUUUUCAGAUAUAGAAAAAAAGUCCUCCAAGUUUGUUAUUCGCUAGCUUGUGUUGAAAAAUUAGCCAGAGGAAUUAAACCUAUCAGAAUCAAUCAUAGUUGUCCUUACUGUCUUUCCCUUUUAUUUCUUCCUUUAUUUAGGUACUAUCUCUUGCAGAGCUCAUGCUUGAUCCUCACUAUCGGACAAUAGAUGGCUUUAAACUGCUGAUUGAAAAGGAAUGGCUAGCAUUUGGCCACAGAUUCACUCACCGUGGAAAUCAAAUUGCCUCAGCACAAGCUGGAUUCACACCAGUAUUCUUACAGUUUCUAGACUGUGUUCAUCAGGUAUCUGUUUUGCUUUGAAUGAACCUCAAAGCUGUUAUAGAAAGGCAGUGCUAUAUGUACUUGAGAAUACUUUAUCAAUAAACCAUUUUCACAUUGCCACACAUUGUUUUUUAUCGAAAAAUCUUUAUGUAACAGUCUAUUCACUGCACUGGGGAUUUUUGCACAAUUAAUUGUGUAGAGAAAGUCGAGUUCAAGAAACAUACAGUACAUACAGGGUAUAACGCAGAAUGCAUCUUGUGCAAACUAUGGCAUUUUUGGCAGUCGAAACGGAAGUGUCUGUAAUUAAACAACGAUGAUGAUGAUAAUGAUGGUGACGAUGACGAUGAUGAUGAUGAUGAUGAUGAUGACGACGAUAGUGGUGGUGGUGGUGGUGGUAACAACAGUGACAAUAGUAGUGUCAUUGAUGAUGACGAUGGUUUCUAACGGAAAAAUAAUGUUCUUUCGUAGAUCAUGCUCCAGUUUCCUUUGUCGUUUGAGUUCAAUGAUCACUUUCUGAGUACCAUAGCAUACCACCAUGUUUCUAUGAGAUUCCGUACCUUCCUUCUGGAUUCUGAACAUGAACGAAUGGAGUCUGGCUGGAUGGUGGAAGAGGAUGGGAAGCCAAGAGGCAAAUCUUUGUGGGAUUACAUGGAUUUUCAGAAGAGCAGAUCACCAUUGUACAACAACUUUCUCUAUUCACCGGGUCAACACAAGGUUGGUCAUUUUACACAAAAAAGAGAAACAGAUAGUUUUAGAAAUUAAAAAGGGAAACACAGAUCGAAGUGUUGUUCGUUGGGAAGAAGGAGAAGCUUUAUCUCCCUUUUUAUUCCUCGCCCUCUUCCUCCCCGAUUGAGCCUUCAGCAAGAGAGCUUGCUUACAGGCGAGUGAAGAAUCCAAAAUUAUUUUCAUAAUCUCAGAUUCUUUGGAUUCACUAGGAUGAAAGGAAUAAUGUGUGCGUAAAUCUGGAUUUAGGUUUCAUCAAAUGUAUGCACUCGUAGGGUGAUUUAUUUUUAGAUUAAUUCCGAGUGUAUUUUUCUUUGAGAAGCGCGCUCUAAAUUGUCUAAGGAUGAUUAGCAAUAUAUAAGACCUCUAAAUAGCUAACAAGGCUGAUGUCUGUUGUUGUUGUUGUUCUUGUUGCAGGUUUUGCGGCCAUUCUGCAAAGUACCCAAUUUAAAGGUGUGGAAGUAUUACACAACAGAGAAUCUGUCAACAGGUCCAACAUACGACUUGGAGCUGAUUAAUAACGUCACGACCACCACAGAAAAUGAACAACAGAGUGGUGAUGGAAGACAGGUACUCUUUUUGCAAGAGCCAGUGUCAAUCUACUCAUCCUUCUUGUUAAUAGCGAGUUUCCUAAUAAUUUAAGGAUUUAAAGCUACGGCAAACCGACAGCAAAAACGUGUAACAUUGAUGUAAAACGAUUCGAAAAGGAAAUAUUGCGCGUUUUACCACCCACGUUGAAACCCGUAUUGCAGUAAAUCAGGUUGCUGCUUGCAAGUUUCAUGAAUACUGACUCUGGCUGGAUAAAAUUACGAGGGAGUCACUGUGUUACGUCACUUGCUGCAAAACAAGUUUACCUAACCGGUAAAACAUACAACCUGUACAAAUUUUGUUGCAAGAAAGUAGAAAUACUCUCUACUCUGUGCAACAACGUUUUGCAACCUGCAGGAGGCUGGGUUGUUGAGAGACAGGUUUGAACGUGGGUGGUGAAACGUACAUUUUUUUUGUACAUUUUUGUUGCCCGUUUUACUGAAGCUUUAGAGUGGUCAGUAUCAAAGCAGGUCUUCACAUUCAAUGUUUAAUGAUAACUAUCACUUGCUUGCGGGUUAUUUUUGGCUGGAAACCCGCUGUCACUCUCGCCCCUUGUAAGGGAAUCCAGAUUCCGGAAUCCGGGAAAUCUUUUCUUGUAAAAUCUGGAAUCUUGGAAGUAGAAUCCGGAAUCCCGCUAACAAUUGGAACCCAAAUUCCACUGAUGAAGAAUCCGGAAUCUAAUUUAUGAAUGUGUAAAAAUCGUAUAUGAGAACUGCAGGGUGAAGAAAUAUGGAAUCUAGUACCUGGGGUCUGGAAUUCAUGGCGUAGAAUCCAGAAUCCAAGACUGUCUUGGAUCCCCUCACAUGGUGCAAGUCAUUCACACGCUGUAAGACGAAGACCAAAAACGGUCAGAGGUUAUUGAGACAAUGACUGGUUUUGUCUUUAUUUCUAGGAAACGUAUGGAAGCUGCAUGUCUGGUGUCUAUGGUGACGUCACACAAUUUUCAAAUGAUGAGUGUUCAUGGAUUCUUCAAGAACUGUACAGACUAGAGGAAGAAGCAGAUCAAAAACCCAAGAAGUGGGAACAUCACUGGCACGGCUUGUCAUAUCCUCCCAGAAAGAAAUUGGUGAGCUUUAUUAAGAGACAAUACGAAGUGUUGGUGUCAGUUCACCAGGCGUAAUGUUUAGUUUAAAAAAUUCCAAAACUCAGAGCACUCCGAUCAAAGAACUCCAAUCCUGUGAUACUUCUCCCAUUUUCCAGCACUGCCGGGCAAUGGGUCAUAACAUCAACCAACACAUAAAAGUUCUAUCUGACGAAAACAACACCAUCAGUGUGGCAUCAAGGAGGCCAUUGCUAUCAAACAAAGUUGAGGACGAGGGACAGGACCUACUAGCAAUUUACAAUUCUCUCUUGGGGAUACGUAACACCUUUUCUGUUACACAACCAAACGCUUCACAACGCUGAUGAAGUUCAAACAAUUCGGACGAAAUAUUCGUUUUUUGUCUCAAAUUUUGCUCUGAGUUUUGGAAUUUUCUUUACUAAAAGAUGUAAUGUCUUCACCGGAGCAUGCGAAAAACCCUUUUGGUAAGGCAUGAAGUUGUUUCCAAGGAGCUGUGUUGUGUCUCUGUAGUACAUUCCAUGGAGAAAAGAGUAGUUAUCAACCUUAAUUCGCUAGUUGCUACCCUAGUGGAUUAAACACAUAACAUGGAACUUAAUCAGCAAUCAGCAGUUGGUGGAUUCCCAGUGUAUAUGAUACCUUCAUCCAAAUGAAUUCGAGGAGAGCAAAAACUAGAAAAAAUAGUCCCAUUUACAAGCUGAACUUUAUGGUGCCUUUCAAGAAAAAGCUCUUUUAAAAAAUAUUGUGUUUGCAAACACCCGAAAAUACAGAAAUUAUGUAGUGGUGUUGGUAAGCUGAAAGUACAGCUGUAAAAUUAAAAGGGAAAUGGAGUACAUAUACCCUUUGUGGAUUACCGGUGCUGUUUCAGUUUUCCUUUCUCAGCAGUGACCGUUUACCACAGUACUACUGGUCCCUUUUUAGCGGGGGUGGGGGGUGUCUUGGUUUUGCGGACUGGAGUCACCACCAAAUGACGUAGUACAAUACCCACAGUAAAAAACAAAAGCGAACCAACAAUGGUUUCCACAGGGCCAAUACACAAAGCUGUUUCAGUCAUCAGUUGAGUCGGCAAACUGCACAUGCGGGUAUGGCGAGAAUGCAGGAAGUGAAAGGCUGCUUGUUAGCGCGACAAUUCUGAUGACUUCCUAGCUGUCUAACAGCCACCAGAUUUUCAUUUCCAUUACUUUGCUUGUAGCCUUUGCAUUUGAACAGAAGGUGGAAUACCCAUCAACGCCUAAACCUUCACAAGAAAGGUACCAUGGAGGUCAUUCUUAAGGUAUGUCAUCUUCUUAAUCAGUAUUUUCUGCUAAUUACUGGUGCACUUGCGAAGAAAGAGAACCGGGUUUCCACGGGGAUUUUGACACAAUCCCUAGGCCUUCUGUAGAUUGGAAUCCCACACAUUUCACACGAUCAACACUACACCCUUUUCAUGUCAUUGUACUAUCUUCUAAAUUUAUUGAUGUUGUAAUUAUUCUUGGAGCAGGAGACGAUGAAAAUGUCUUGAAUCUUGUCCACGUUGGUUGGAUUCAAUUUUAUAAUGUGACAUCAACUAUAACAUUGUCAUUCCAGGGAAAGCUGCAGCUAGAGGAACGUGGAGCCCAGGGCUUCUCUCAACCGCACAACUUUGUAGCGCAUACGUUCAUGCCUCCCUCCAACUGUGAUCACUGCUAUCAGAUGAUCAUUGGGAUCUUGAAUCGAGGUAAAACAACCAGAAUCAAGAAAUAUGCUUCUAAAAUCUUAGAUACGAAAAUUUGUUGCCAUCUAAUCGGAUCGAUUAGGGUUUCUGGGAAACUGCCUACCUGCCCCUCUCCUAAGUCAACAUUAACACUUGCCUCUCACUUUGGGCAAAAUGUUGGCUGAGGGGAGGGGUAGGUGGGCAGUUUCUCAGAAACCUGAAUUGGUCCAGAAAUUCACAAAAAAAUGCUCUUUACCAUGUUAUGCCUCUGUCACUGUCACCCACUACAUCAAGUGCUGUUUGUAACCGGUUACUGUUAGAAACAAUAAAGCAACAAAAAAUUUAGUUAUUUAGGUAACUAUUAUGAUUUAGAGUGGUUUUUCGUAUGGGCAUACAUGGUACGUGGAGUCUUUAACCUGUGUUGAAAACUACUUGAAGCAUGUAACAAAAUCUGUGUAAGUUUUCAGGAUUCACGUUGUUAAUUACAAUCGUAAGUGAAAUGUUGGUACAAACCCCUGCGAACAGGCUUGUCAAAAAGCUCAUAGCUUACUUUGUUGCAUUUUGCAGGAAUGAAAUGCACAGAGUGUGGCUACAACUGCCAUGAACGGUGCCAGCCCCAGGUCCCUUGGCAGUGUAAGAAGCGAGACCUACCCGAGCAGCCUGGCUCUGGUAUGACCAAGAGCACCAUGAGCCUACCCAGUGAGGUCAGUAAUGUUUUAAUGCAUGGAUCAUUAAUUUUUCUUUUUGUCUCGUAAUGCAGAUAAAACAGCGAAAUUUCCAAGAAAGACGUGGUUCAACUUAUCGAAAUUUGAUUCUUGUAAUUUUCCUGUUUCUAGAGUUUUGGGCCCCCUUUUUAAAGCAAUUUUGUUGUGUUUCGUUAAAUUAACAAAUGGUAAUGUGAAUACUCCCACCAAAAAUUUCAAGUACUGUUGGCCAUUGUGCCUCUUCACCGUAAAUAAGAUACCACGAAAUAAAGAGGCAUGCCAAUAACAAUGAGGCAAUUGUUGUUAAUCCUGCCCCUAAAUAAUAGAGGCCUUCAGAUUCUAAGACCAGGACAAAAUUUUCUGAAUACUAACCAGUGCGCGUGCGUGAACCAGCGAGAAAACGCGAUAGCCUUCGCCAUUCUACUGCGGGUUUUAGCGAAAAUGUUGUAAUGACGGAAACAAGUUAUCAAAUGUUAGACGUUUUAUCAUUCUGCAAUCGGAAGGGGGCUCCUCCUCCUUCAAUGAAAAUAAUCGCUUAACUAUUCUGGUGAAAAAGGGGAAAUUAAGCUUUUCAGAGUGUGUAUUUUUUAAGUCCGAUACGCAGAAAAAAGUCAAAUCUCGUCCCCGAAUCUGACGGCUUCUUGUAAGCAUAGUUAGAAAUAUAUCAUAGUUGGUAACAAAGAUUUCCCGCCCUACACUUCCUUGGGGUAAUUUAUUUCCUACAUUGACAUUUCUCCUUAACAGACCGACGCAUCCCAAACUAAAAAACUUCACUGCGGCCAUCUUUAUAAGAAAGGACAUCUUCUAAGGCAGUGGAAGGCCAGGUGGUUUGUCCUGGAUACACAGAGAAAUCAGGUUCGAAGUUUGUUGUUGUUUCUUAAGAGAGGCCUAUGGAAGGCUACUUUCCAUGACGGCAGUGUUUGAUAUGAUUAGCAGCCAAUCAGAAGCUAAAAGUUCUGAGAUGUAUCCACGUGAUGAUUGUCAGACAGUAAAAAAAAACAUGCCUUUAUUGUUGCAUGGUACCGUAAAAUUCCGAAAAUAAGCCCCUCCAUGUAUAAGUCCCUCCAAAUAUAAGCCCCCCAAAAUCGUAACGCAAAAAAACCCUCCGUUAAAUCACCUCUCCGAAUAUAAGCCCCCCCGGGGGGCUUGUACUUGGAAAAUUGCCCUCUAAUACUAAGUAAAAUAAAGCAAAAAUGGUAAAUUUCCUUCCCACUACAAGCUAGCCCAAUCGAUUUUGAAACGCAAAUUUCCCUCCGUACAUAAGCCCCUCCGAAUAUAAGCCCCUCAAAAAGGGCCUUUGAAAAAUAUAAGCCUCGGGGCUUAUUUUCGGAAUUUUACGGUACCUUAUUAUGUUGUCGGACAAGUCGUCAUACUUCUAAAGUUUCCAUGCCUGUUGUUAUACAAGUGUUUCAGCAGUUUUCAUUCUUUUUGCUUCCGCUAGUAGCUGGGUCCAAUUUCUCCUUACGAACACCCCAGUAGUACAGAAGAGAUGAAAUUAACCCUUUUGGGGUUGGAAUCACAUUAAUGUCAAGAAGAAGCGAGUGUUGUAGCAGCGCGAUAUUAAUUUUUGUUUUGUUUUUUUGUUCUCUUGGUUCCAAGGAUAGCAAACCUCCUGCAAUCCCGACCAUCAUAAUGCGGAGAGCACUUUUGUUAUGUGGGCACCUGGCUCUGCAGUGUGAUUCCAAUACAACCAUUCACCUUUCAAUCCUAAUACUAAAGCGAAAAAAAGCAUAGUGCUGCUGAAGAGGUUUCGUUAACGCGAGGGAAUAAACUUAGGGCUCCGUAACAUUUGUGCAUAGGUGACUGGGGAGGUGAAAGAUCAUGAUCUCACCAGGCGUUGGUAUUACAAAAAGAAAUAACCAUGUUCGUCAAUUAUUAUGGCAAUCAAUUAGUGCAAUCAGAGUAAAACACUCCACAGCAAUAGCCCACGUUCGAUUUUUUAAACUUCUAACAUGACUCCGAGGCUUCUGGGACAAAAUUGCAAAUUUUUCGCGACUCCAUUGUCUCGCAAUUCUCAAAAGAGACUUGAACACAAAAAAACCUAACCGAACAUAGGAAAAUGAUCAGAAAGCCUCGGAGUCGUGUUAGAAUUUUUAUUAUAUCGAACGUAGGCUAUUAUACUGAUAAAAUCGUGUUCCUCACACCCUCACAAUGUGUUAAGAGUUUGAUAUAUUUGCUUUUUUUCUUUUCUUUUUUAGCUGCGGUAUUACGAUGGUGAACAUGACCAGCAUUUGCAAGGUUAUGUUGAUCUUGGAGAGAUGAUUGCGGUGCAAGCUCUCAACAGCAUUCCUCCUGGUAAAAGACAUUAUUCCUUUUACUCUGUUAAGCUUCCCUUGCUAAAAACCAGAUAAGACCGUCUUCAGUUCGACUGUUUCGCUUUUAAGUACCAAAUGAAAGUACUGCUCAAAGUUCUUAUUCAAGUGUUGAUGUAGUCCAAGCCCAGCUGUCGGACAAUCCUUGUUCAACAGGGCCACGGUAACCGGCUUUCAGUAGGAUAGCUUCCACGGGUUGCUAAGUUACAACCAUCUUGAAGGCUUAAUAAUAUAAGCAGUAACACGGAAAGAUCAUUGCACGAUAGCUCUCACUAUAAAUGGUGGUAUUUCCUCAGACAUCAAAAUCUACAAUCGUGUCACGUAACUCAAUUUUAAUCUACUGAAGGAGAUAACUACCUUGUUUAGUAAUCGUCUUCUGUCAGGUAUCAUAUCACUUCUGAUGUCUCUUUUUUUGUAGGUGCUCCUAAAGGUUCAGAAAAAGGAGCCUUCUUUGAUGUGAGUUAAAUGUUAUUUAUUGCAACAAUGUUGUAAACUAGACUUGUUUCCUUCAAAUGUCGUAAAACCAUUCUGAAAGUAAUCACUAGCCCAUCGCAACACGGUCGCAGGCAAUCCAAUCGACCGAUUAGAAGUGGCACAUUCAAAAAAGCUCAAAGCGGGAAAAAUCGUGCGUGGGAGUGACGACGUUUUUGUUUUGGCUUCUGACUGGACGAUUGAGAGUAGGGCGAUAUUUUGCGGCCAAUCACACAGCGUGGCAACUAGAGGCUGUUAAUACAACCAAACUAUAAAUUGAAAUAGAGUAGAACCUUGAUAACUCGAACUCGGAUAACUCUUAUUUCCGCCUACUCGAACUAAAUUUAAAUUCCCUUGAUCAAAAUUUUACUGAAAUUUACCCCGAUAACUCCAAAUUCCCGCUAACUCGAAUCGCUUUUCGUGUCCUUACCAGGGUUCUAGUGUUCCUAGUGGUAUUGUUAUAUUUCGUCCAGUGAUAGAGAUUGAUACUUGAAUUGCCUUUUCAUCUUCGCAUGACCCCUAUACAGGCUUGUUAAACUUGUUUUAAGUAGAACGGGAAGGCAUAAGAUUAUAACAUCAUGCAAAACCCUACUUGCAUACCACAAUGAAUAAGACCCUAGACUGUAAAGUUUUUCGUAAGAUCGUCAGGAUCGAGCGCUUACAGUUACGGGCGGACAUCUUGGUUUGAUAAGUGCAAAGGGAGCGGGUGUCGGGGUUUUUUGCGGUGGGUCAAGUUAGGUAGGUAACCUGCGAAAACAGACUUCUCCUCCCAAAAAGCCCCCCCCUUUCGCCCCCUAAGUAGAUUUGACACUCAUCCAAGAUGGACGUCCGUUACGCAAAGCACUCGAUCUCGACGGUCUUGCGGAAAAAGAGGGACUGACUGGUCUAAUAAAGACCUUUUUUAUAGUGAAAAUGUGACUUGAGAGGAAGCUUUUCUUUUAAUCCAUGGGCUCUUUGACCUUUAACAGUUAAGAACAACAAAGCGAGUCUACAAUCUCAUGUGCGAGAGUCCUGAAGAAGCUAAAAUCUGGGUGGAAAAGUUGCAAAAUAUGAACGUUUGAUGUGCUGCGACAGAUACGAGCUACUCCAAAUUACAAGCUUCAUCAACGAUAUGAUAAAGAAUCCACUUCUGAUUUAUGUCAUUGAAAUAAGUUCCAGUUCAAGAGCAGUUCAAGGGGAAAUGUUAUUACGAAAGGACAGUACAGUAAGCCAUAAACAAAGUACACUAGAACCCAGUGAGGACAGAGUACUCAAGACAGGAAUCUUUCAGCUUUGCUUUUUAGAUCUCUCCACUAUGACAUUCAGACAGGAAGUCAGGGACAUUUCAGUUAUGCAAUUUUGGUUAACGCAAGAGCAUCUGUUGUACUUUUAUGUAUCGUCAACAGCCAAGCGUAUAGUUUAUCUACACAUCACAAGGUCAUUGUGGCAGUUUUGGGAACACACAUUGUUUCCUAAUGGUAGAUGGUGUCACAGUUGCGUAAAGAUAGGGAAGACCAGCAUUGCUACAAGUCGACCAUUUCACUUUGUUCUUUUGUUUUUUUCGUUCGUUUCUUAAGUUUUUUAUAGCCACGGUGCCAACAAACUGCAGCAUUUUUCAUUAUUUUUCCUUUUAGUCAAUUCCUUAUCGUGUCUGAUUUUGGAAAAUCAAUUAGAAUUGUACAUUUUAAUACUCUUUGGAACCAUAUGUAGUAGCACACAGUAUGAUAAGAUGGCAUUUGGAUUAGCAGAUACACAUUUCCCAGUUCACGAUACUUUUGAACUAAGUCAAGAAAUCGUGGAAAUUUUUAAUAAUAAUGGCUGGUGGAAGAAAUGAUUGAAUGGUUUCCGCAGGUCAGAAAUAGCAAUUUUAGAUUAAUUUAGUGAAGUGAAACGUUAUAAGAGAUUGAUAUAUAAUUUUUAACCUUGUGAGAGAUUUUAACAAGAUAGAUGCAAUGUUAAGCUUUGUAUUUAUGAGAGUGAAUUUGCUGGGAUAAGCGAUACUUCUGCGUUCCGUGUCUAAACUGCUCUCGUCCCCUGUGAAAAUUUUAGAGGUGAGAAGGGCAGGUGAAUCCCUUAAAACCCCAAGGAUUCUCCAGAGUUGCGUGGAAACGCAACUCUAGAGAAUCCUUAGGGUUUUAAGGGAUUCACCUGCCCUUCUCACCUCUAGUUGUAACGAUUUAGAAUAGUUUAAAUGGAACUGCUGUACCAUAGUGGUGUAGGCAAUUUUUUGUUGUUUUGCCGAGACAAACUGUAUUAACGCUGAGCAGAUGCCAUUUUUCCUUGUUCGUUUUCCAUGCCCUUAUCUAUGAAAAUUUCAAGGAUCUCU